Messenger RNA from Podarcis lilfordi (Lilford's wall lizard), 49841 nucleotides. The record is from the annotation of a GenBank genome assembly. Lineage: Eukaryota; Metazoa; Chordata; Lepidosauria; Squamata; Lacertidae.
GUCUGCGUACGUGGGAGCCCGGGAGGAGCAGCGCGCAGCGCGGGAGGCGGGCAUGGAAGGCUGAGCGGAGCUGCCUCUGCAAGCAGCAAUAAUGUGGCUGACUCCCGAGGAGGUGCUGCUAAAGAACGCGCUGAAGCUGUGGGUCUUGGAGCGCUCCAACCGGUACUUCGUCCUGCAGAGGAGGAGAGGCUGUGGGGAGGAAGGCGGAGGAGGGCUCACCGGUAAGGUAGCGGCUCCCUCCCUCUCCCUCUUUUCCGCCCCUCCCGGUUAGAUUCCUCCCUUGCAUUCUCACUACAACCCUGCGAGGGAGCCCGGGCUAGACUGAGAGUUAUUGCUUUGCGCCUGCAAGGGCAAGCUGGGAUUUCAACUCGGGUCUUCUCCCUCCCUUUCCCCUUCCCCCUCCCCACGCGCUCUGUGUCCUCACAACAGCCCUGAGAGGUAGGUUAGGCUGAGAGCUAAGGCCGCACACCAGGUGAGCUCUAGGGUGAGAUCCGGGUAUGGGUCUUUCCCUCCACACCUGAUUUGAUUCCAACAAGCACCUUGGAGAGGCAGGUAGAUUAAUGCUGAUUUGAUUCCAACAAGCACCUUGGACAUGCAGGGGGGAUUCGAAUCCGUGUCCCCCUUCUUGGCCCCGAGGUGCCCUAGUCCGCUUCUCCACACCAGUUCUUUUUGCACCCUGGCUGUGGUGGGGUUCUGAGUGCAGACGAGGUGGUCAGCUGUCCAGGAAGGCAAAAACAGUCCCACCUAUGAAUCUGCCCAAAGGACCUGUCUAGUCCAUAUGCGGGGUGGAGUGGGGGGUUCUUUCAUCUUCCAGAUGUUGCUGAACUUCAACUUACACCAGCCCCAGCAAAUAAGGGCAGCAGCCAGGAAUGGUGGGAGCUGUAGUUCAUCGACAUCUGGAAGACCAAAGGUUCCCCUACACAUGGCCUAAUGCAACACCUCCUUAUGCCCUGCAUAUUGUUUCCAGCAGUAGCCAUUCAGAUAUUUUUAGGAAAAGCCCAGAAGCAGGGUUCAAAGCCAUCAUCUGGUAGUUGCGAGGGUUUACUGACUACUCCUGAACAGGGAAGCUCUAUGCAACUGUUGUGGCUAAUGGUUUUCUAUAUAGUAUGUCUCAAGCACUUGCUGUUCAAGAGGUAUACUGCUGCCGAAGUUGGAGGCUCCAUGGGACCACCUCUGAAUUAAUCUACUUUCUUAAAAAAAAUGUGGGGGGAACAGUAUAAUUUAUUGGCUAUUUGCAGUGUUUUGUGGCAGUCAGUUCCAUAGGUUUUAACUAGCUUGGUGUGAAGCAGUGUUUUAUUCUGCCUCUUGUCCACUCUGAGCCUGGUACCGCCUUUUUGCCCUUGAAGUGAAGAGACCAGCAGGUGAAGCUUUUGGACUGUGGGAUAAAAGCUUGCUUACCUGCUAAUGUCUCGAGAAGCAGGUGCAUUUAAGAGCACAGGAGGGAGCAGAUUAGCAAACCUUUGCAAAAGAAAACACUUUCUAGUUCUCAGCUUGGUAUGGUGUUGCUGCUGCCGUCAUUUUUAACUGGCUGUGUUCUGGUGUGCUUAAAAGUUCUAGCUUGCUAAGAUGACCACGGGGUGUCGCCACCUUCUUAAUAAUAGUAAUAAUAAUAAUAAUGGGCAGGCAACUGGUUUCUUGCAGAGAUGUGUGAAAGAUCGCAGUGGGCAGCCGAAGUUUCCCCCCAUUUCUGCAUCUCCGGGUCAAGAAUAGAUUCUGUUGCUGGCGUUUUCCAUAGCAUGGCAGCUCUUAAAACACCUAGGAAGCAAAGCAAACAAAUGAACAAAAUAAAAGAAUACCUGGUAACCCCUGAUUCUAAGUGAGGACAAGGGUUCCUAUGCUUUUAUUCAUUCAUUUAUUAAAUGUAUACCCCGCUCUUUCUCCCCAAGGAGCCCAGGGUGGUAAACAAACAAGCAAUAAAACAAUAGAAACAUCUAAAAGCCGUUCCAAUACAGAUGCAGUCAGGGGAGGGAACUCUGCUAUUAAAAGGCUUUUUGGAAGAGGAAGGUCUUCAGCAGGUGCCAAAAAGACAGUGUCUGCUGAAUAGUCAAGGGAAGAAAAUUAAUAGAAUUAUUGAGUUGAAAGGGACCGUAAGGGUCAUCUAGUUCAUCCCCCUGCAAUUCAGGAAUCUUUCACCCAACAUGGGGCUCGAACCCAUGUCCAUGAAAUUAAGAGUCUUCUGCUCUACCGACUAAGCAGGAGCCACCACACUAAAGACCCUGCUCCUACAUUUUGUGGAAUGAAUCCCCUGAUAAGACCUGGUGUCUGCAGGAGGCCCUCACCUACAGAACAUGGCCGUUGAUUGAGUAUAUAAGGGAUGAGACAAUUUUUCAUAACAGCUAUGUAGAAUAAAUUGCUUCUCUUGGUCAGGCGAAAUUCUACUUAAUUGUUGUUCGUUCAGUUUGAUUGUUGCUGUUCCUGUCAUUACGCUUUCCUCGCUUUUCCAAAUGAGCUCAAGGCAACAUUUAAAACUCCUGUUAUAACUACUCAUAAGUGUGUCUUCAAUCUGCAUGGCAGUUUCACAAAGCACAAGAGGGCAGGCCCCUGCCCCAAGGCAUUUACAAUCUGAACGUUUGCUGUAGGACAAACCACAGAGAAAGGAGAGCCAAUUGGAGGCAGGGAAAGCAAUUUUCCAGUUGCAUCUUUUUUUCAAUUGUGUGUACUGAGGAUUAGUUACAGUGUGGAACAGGGACUGAAGAAUAACAAAAACCAAGGGCAGAGAAUCCUUGUCAAGCCUGCAGGCCUCAUACCCUUCUGCAACAUCCUUCAAGGGCCACAUGCAGGUGUGGAGAAGUUGAGUGCAUUUUAACUUUGCAUGGUAGGCUAGUUUUUUCACGCACUACAUCAUCCAUCCUGGGAAGCAAGAAGCUGAGACUCUUAAUCUUAGCCCCACGUUGGUAAAAGUUUUUCCUGCAUUGCACGGGGUUGGAUUCGAUGACUCUCGUGGUCCCUUCCCACUCUUCAAUUCUGUGAUUCCAGCCAGGCAAAAAAGCACUUGUGGUGUGAAGCAAGACCAGUCAGGGUCUUGAGAUUGAUCUAAGGAUACAAAUGGAGAUGGAUGGAGAGCCUCCACCAGCCCCCAGGCUUCACAUUCCCUGCCCUGAUUAAAAAAAAACCGCCCGCAUCUAAUUCAGUGUUCUGUUCCCGUGUUCUGGACAUGAUGUUGAUGACUGUCCAUGUUCUUCCCCAGCACCUGGUGAGUUCAGAGAUACAUGGCCACUGAAUGUGAAGGUUCAAUUAAGCUAACAAAGCAAAGAGCCUUUAAUAAUUGAAUCCCCGCCCCCCCUUCAGUUUGAUGAACACUUAAAAAAAGCACACACAAAAGAGUUACUGGCCAUCUAAGUUGGUGCUGGUGAAAUUCCAUGAGCUGAUUAUGCAUUGUGUGUGGGGGAAAUGUGUUUCUUUUGUCAGUCUGCUUGGCUGCUUGCCUGCCACCCAUUAGUUUUGUUGCAUGGACCAGUAGGGUCAGCAGCUGCAGUGGCUCAUCACGCGUGGAGGAGAAUGAACUUGGAGCUUCCUCUGCGGAAAUGCCUCUGCUUCUGUGCUGAGCUGUAGCUCAAGCUCAGCAUGCAGAAGAUCCCAGGUUCAGUUUGCAGGUAAGGCUGAGAGAGACUCCCUCCUGAGACCCUGGAGAUCAGCUGCCGGUCAGUGUAGGUGAUGCUCAGCUAGGUUGGCCCAAUGGUCUUACUCAGCAUAAGGCAGUAUGUUACCUAUGUUUGGGGUAUAGCCCUCCCCACUGGAAAGCCUGCAGGUGAGAUAACUACCUAAAUACCUGUGCCCCGGUUCAGUUGCCUCCUAGGGAUUGCAUCCGCAACAGAAACAGCAUGUUGAGAAGCAAAAGCAGCAUGUAGAAUCAGGAUGGCCUGACUGUGGUGCUAAAAGUAAGUUACAUUGCACACACCCCAGCACACACUUGCUAAACAUGCUUGUUCAGAAGAAACGCCAGCCCCAUUCAGUACAUUGCAAAGGUUUGUUUGUUUGUUUGCUUGUUUAUUCAUAAUUCAUUUUUAUACCACUGCCUUACAUCCCAGGCAAGCGUUCAAACUUAUCUCCUUAAGGCCAGUACAGUAAAACCAGAAAAUGCAAAUUAUCCACAGCAGAUGAACAGUGGCAUCAAAUACUUGAGUAAAUAAGUAUUGAACAAGCAUCUAAACCACAGAUGGGGAACCUGCACUACUCUGGAUGCUGCUGAACUCCAACUCCCAUCAGUCCCAGCCUGCCUGGCCAGUAGUUGGGAAUGAUGGGACUUGGAGUCUGGAGAGGCACAUGUUCCCCAUCCUGAGUCGAAGCCCAAGCAAGGUCGCCUUGGGACUUUAUUCCAAAAGGUGGGUGCCAACAUGGGGGGGGGGGACCUUUCUCCUAGUUGUCUCCAGAUGGAUCUGCACAGGCUGCAGGUCAGUUAGAAGGCCUGAUCUAACAAUUGUAGUGAACCGAACAUCUAUACUGGGGAAAGGGAUUCCCCCAGACAAUGUGGUCCAAGGUUGUUACGGGAAUUCGUUUACCUUCAACAGUAUUGGAACUUGGCAUGUUAGCAAAUUGGCAGCCUGUGCAAUGUUUUAAGCAACAUGCUUAUGACCAAUUGUUCCAGUCGCCAUUGUUCUUCCCCAGCUACAGCUUCUGGUUCAAACCCAAAGAACCAUUAGUCAUAGGUUAAAGAGAAAGCUGCUCUAUAUUAGGGCUAACUAUCUGUACAUUGGACACGGGUGGCGCUGUAGUCUAAACCACUGAGCCUUGGGCUUGCCGUUCAGAAGGUCGGUGGUUUGAAUCCCCGCGACGGGUUGAGCUCCCGUUGCUCGGUCCCUGCUCCUGCCAACCUAGCAGUUCGAAAGCACGUCAAAGUGCAAGUAGAUAAAUAGGUACCGCUCCGGCAGGAAGGUAAAGGGUGUUUCCGCGCGCUGCUCUGGUUCGCCAGAAGCGGCUUAGUCAUGCUGGCCACAUGACCCGGAAGCUGUACGUCGGCUCCCUCGGCCAGUAAAGCGAGAUGAGCGCUGCAACCCCAGAGUCAGCUACGAGUGGACCUAAUGGUCAGGGGUCUCUUUACCUUUACCUUUAUCUGUACAUCUCAAAAAAAAAAAAAAAUCAACUUGUUGUUUUAAAAGAAAAGAUCAGGUUGCAGGUGAUGUGGAAAACCGCCCUCUGCCUGCAGUCCUGGAGAGCUACUGCCAAUCUCGGGGUACAACCUGAGCUACCUGCACAAAGAGCCUUACCUGGUCUGAGGCAGUUUCCAGUAAGCCAAUAUUGCCUUCUCUGUUUGUUGGGGGGGGGUGCACCCUGAAGCUGUCACAGAGUUUGCAACUAAUGGCCCAGUUCUUCCUGGCUUUCAACCUUAAUCCACUGCGCAACACCUGCUCUCAAAGCAGGUGGUUGUUUGAGUGAGGCAGCAGCAGCAGCAUGCUUUGUCAGAAAAAAAUGGCUUGCUUCUGCUGCUGAUGCAACCCCCAGGAGGCUGUUGAACUGGGCCACAUGCAUCUUGCUUGUGUGCUGUGCUUCCUAUAAGCAGUGGAGAGUGUUGCCCCGUUUUUGUCCUUGCAAUCGCCACGUGCAUAGGGUUAUGCCUGCUAUGCGGAUCCAUCCAAAGGCGUCACCAGCCCAUCGGCACAGCCACCUACGCUUGCGUUAGUCAUUUGUAGCAGAUUGAUGGCCUGUAAUAGGGCGUGGGUUGGGGAGGGGUAGGAACCUGUCCUUUUCUAAUGGACAAACUCUCUUCUAUGCCUGGAAGCGAUUGGUACCCACCACAGGCUGCCAGGCAAGUGGGCAUUUGCAAGGCUGAUGAGACUCACCCAGAGCAUGAACCUUAAUAAAGCAACUCUUUAUCUCAGGUAACAUAAUGAUCACAAAUGCAUUAUACACAUACAUAUGCACACGUACAGACACACUUGCUAGCGUCGCUUUUUGGCUUUGGGGGAUACCUAGCUAUGAUAUUUUACUCCGCGCUUUUGAAACUUUAAUGAGCUUGCCUGUUGGUGUGAGGCCAGGAUCUUGGAGUUUGCAGUUUGUUUUAUAUUGAAUAGUGCCAAAGGGGAUGUAGAAAGAAUAAUUUAGCUGGAAGCACUGUAGCUAGCUUUGAGUCACGGAGAUUCCACCCCCCCCACCUUGCUUUAUGACUAAUAUUGCAGUUAGAAACUGUGUUUUUAUCUGGUGAAAGGCGGUAAUCCGGUAAUCAGUGCAAAUGCUUUCUGCCAAAAUUCAUACCCUCUAUAUUAAUAUAGGAUCUUCAGUUCUGGGACUUAAAGAAAAUAACAUCACAUCUUUUAAUUAUUUCCUCUGCACAAUUUUUUCAUUGAUAAGUAUGUUGUGUGAGACAGAGUCAGUGUAUAGGCCUGAGGUUGUGGGGGGAUACCGUUGGAAUCCCAUUAUUCCUGAGCUUGCUGUCUGGGGGCUGAUGGGAGUUGGGAUCCAAAAUCUGGAGGCUCACAUUUCCCCCCACCUCUGAUUCAGGCAAAAGUUGAGUAGUCUUCAUUUGGCACCCACAGAAGUUAUUUCAAUUUCACUUAGGGCAGUGAAGGAGGGCAGGUCAUUGGGGUGAUGGGCGUUGUAGUCCCAACAACCGCUAGCGACCCAAAUUUGAGAAACACUGACUUAGGGUUAUAUCCUCUACGUACUCAAUGGAUUGAUCUAUUGAAAACAUUCUGCAAUUGAUUUUUAAAAGGUUCCCCAAAUCAGAUCUAAUCUAUUAAAAGUUUUUUAAAGGAAGAUGUGAGGGGAAAUAGAAUUACCUUUCCCCAAAAUUAUGGCUUCUGCAGUCGCAUGUGUGCAAAAUAUGCUUUCCCCACCCCCCCACCCCUUUUCCCCCUCACAUGCAGUUUUAAUCAAACUAUUGGUUGGUUGAGUGAAAGUCUUAUGAUUAGUUGACUUGCCCACACACACAAAGCGAUGAGCUAGCAGAAUGUACUGUCUUCUGAUGGCAAGUGGUCAGGAAGGAUGGGAGUUGUAGUCCCAACAACAUCUUAGAGGACAACCUGAUGAUUACUCUUACAAACCAUAGGUUAAAAGCAAACAUAGACUGCCACUUAGAACUUACUAUAAUGGGCAUGUAGCCGUUUGGACAGCCUCCAGAUUGCUGUGGGAGGCCAGCGAGCAGGACACGAGCCCAAGAGCACUUUCCCCUCCUGCCACUUCCAAGCAGUUGGUGUUCAGAAACGUCUAUACCUCUGACAGUGGAGGCAGAACAGAGACAUUGUGACUGGUAACCAUUCUCCUCCAUGAAUAAUUUUCUGAGAGGGAUUCAGUCAGAUUCCAGAAAUUUUAAAAGGUAAAGGGACCCCUGACCAUUAGGUCCAGUCGUGACCGACUCUGGGGUUGCGGCGCUCAUCUCGCUUUACUGGCCGAGGGAGCCAGCGUACAGCUUCCGGGUCAUGUGGCCAGCAUGACUAAGCUGCUUCUGGCGAACCAGAGCAGCGCACGGAAACGCUGUUUACCUUCCCGCCAAAGUGGUACCUAUUUAUCUACUUGCACUUUGAUGUGCUUUCGAACUGCUAGGUUGGCAGGAGCCAGGGACCGAGCAACGGGAGCUCACCCCGUCGCGGGGAUUUUUAUUUUAAUAUUAUCCUUCAUUACCUUAAUUUGCUGUGUGCAAUGCAAAUGUUACUAUGAUUAGAUUUUAAUUUUUUAAAAAAUGUAUAAUUUCAAGUUUCAAGGUGUCGUAUUUACAACAUAUUUCUCUACUAGGACAUAGGUAGAAAUAUCGGUACAUAAAAAGAACUCUGCAUCUUUCUUUUUGUUUACUUAAAGAAGGUAGAUUUCCAGGAGGGCACUGAGUAAUUUCUUUCUUUAUUUCUGAAAAAGGGGCGGUAGACCAAAUAAGUUUGGGAGCCUCUGGGAUAAACUAAAGAGUACAGGAUAAACUAUUGAUUGAUGUCGACAAGUCUAACCUCUGCGCCAGCAAAUCAGGAUAGAUUGCUCAAUGAACAGCUUGCCUGGCAAACCCACCACCAUGCCAUUUUCAAUCAUUCGUUGCCCAGGCAAACAGGAAAGUUUCUGUCAACUUUAAUUGGUUUUCCUCCCCUUGCUGAAGCAGGCAUGUGUGAGGGAAAGAGGCAGUGCGUAAGUUUGCGAGGUAAUUUGCAAGCCGCCUUUUCAUGCUGACGAAAUGUCGCCCCUCUUGAUUUGAUACGGAGCAUGUUUUGGUGUUUCAAGAACACUUCCUUUUCCAGAGACGUUGCCGUAAGAAGCUGCCUUUGGGAGUUCUGCAUUCUGGGAAACAUGGACUAGUACCAUUGCCCUAUAGUAUGAUCAUUAUGGGAACUGGGCAACGGGAAUAGAUUAGAAGGUGUUCUGAUAAAAGAAGUCUCUGCGAAGAUGGAGGCAGCUGCAAAACGCGCCUGGCGAGAUGAAUAAUUCAGCAAGGAAGCGUUCUUCCAAUGAAUCUAGAUGUAAUCCGUAAUGUCGCGGUUAAGGGCUCUGAAGUGGAGGGGAAGAUUAGAUUACACAUGCAGGAAAAGCAAUAGUUCUAGUUUCCGGACUGCAAGCGUUAUCUCUCUCCCUCCCUGAAAUGAAAUUCAAAUCUGGUUCUGUGUUUGAGGAGCGCGUUCCUCUGAUGCUAGGCCUCCUCACCUGCUGCUGGGCCCCCACAGGUUUAUCUGGCACUGACAGAUUUGAGCAAUGCAACAAGCCAAGCUAGUAGAUUUCAUUGGAGCCAGAGUUGGCACCUGGCUUUGCUGGGCAACCUCCAAUGGCUCCUCCACCACCUACUGCUGAUGAAUACCUAGCAUUCUGAGCAGUGCUGGGAUGAAUUUCCCCACAAUCCCCUGGGGUGAUGCUAUGUCAGGUCAUUUGGAGAUCAGCUGGCUGGAGCCCUGGCAACCCCGUCCAACGAUACUAAGUUCUGACGCCGUCCCAGAUGAGGUCUGUCUGCUUGACUCAACUUAUUGAUCCCUCUGUGUGGGUGUUUCAUCCCUUAUCAAACGUUUAAGAGAACCGCAGAUUCGUUUUAGCAACUAAUGGCUAUUCUAAAAUGUUAAGCAAUUGAUCUGUGGUUCCUGUGCAUCGUUGUGGGGUGAGGGGGUGGGGAGUUCAUUUUGCAGCUCCCUCCUCUUAUCAAGCCAGUUUUGGGCUUCAUUGUGUGCUGCAUGUAUCUUGGCAUGAGCAGCAGGAAGUGGUGGGGGAGAAUCGGUUGAGAAAAGAUGCUCUCACCCAUAACCCCCUCGCACUACGAGUUCGGGCUCAUCCAGUGUACCUGGUCAUUGGUUAGUUCAGGGUAGGCAAAAUGUUAGUGCUCCUUUCACAGAAUUCUGCAGAAUUCAAUGCCACAAGGGCAGGUCACUCCAGAUCUGUUAGUCAUGUUGACUACAUGCAACCUCCCUUUUCAGAGACGGACAGUGAACUUCUGUUUACCAGAUGGCUAGAACUGAGUACAAGAAGCUGGUUGCUUAUAGCCUUCCUAGAGGCACCUGGUUGGGAGCUGUUGGACAGGAACCAUGGACUGAAUAGACCACUGAUCCAGCGCAGGAGGACGGUUUUUUCUUGUUCCUGUGAUCUAUAAUUUGAAGGCCAACUAUGUGGCAACGAAAUGUAGGGAACAAUCCAUGCUGGCUGGUUAAGCAACAGUCAGUUCCUGAUUUGCAUUUCAGCAGACUCAUGGUGUCGUCAAGUUGAACACUUGGGGUUUUAGGAUUUCCUCUUGUGUAACACACCAUGGAAGCUGGUCCAUUAAUAGGGUACUGCCCCACCAAUCUCAGCCUGCUCUCAGCCAGACUCACUUGCCUGCCUUCUUACAUCCAACCAGUAAGGGGGUGGCUCUGCCCAGCAUUAGCUCUGGCUGUACCUAUGGUCGGUCUCUAGAAGUCCUAAUGGGCCCCAGCUGCCAGUGGUAAUUCAACACGGCUCUUGGUAUCCAGAGAGACAAUGGAGUUCGCCUCUGAGGGGUGAAUUCAAAUUGCUGCAUUUGCAGCACCGAAAUGACCUCUCUGGGACGCAAGCCUGGGCAGUGUGUGUGGACAUCCUGGGCUGCCCAGACAACAAGACCCCCCCUUUUGGUCUCACUGAUGUGUUCCAAAGGAAAGCAGAGCAAGGUGUUUGGCUGGAAGAGUUGCCGGAAGGAGGUGUACAAAGCACCAUUGGUAAUACACACAUGGAAUCAUGCAAUGCAAUGCAAUGUUGCCCAUCCUGAAAAGGCCUCUUAAAAAACUUGAAUGCAUUUUGGGAGAGUUGGUUGCAGGUGGGUUUUCGUGAAUUUCACAAGUUGGAAAAAUGGCAACAUGGGGGGCAAAAUGCCAUUAACUUUUUUGUUUAUGGACCCAUUUUUAAAAUGUAAACUAUUCAGGAAUUUUUGUGAAGGUGGCUACAAAAGGUGAUAUGACAACCUAUGGCAGAUAGGUGUGAUUGCACACAGUAACCAAAAUUGGUGGCUAUGUUCCAACUUAGCCAUCAAGAUAAUAAGAACAAAAGAUGCAGCCCAAUGUUUUGGGAUUCAGCACACUUUUUUUUCACUAGAAAUGCCCACUUGCAACUUAUUCUCCCUUCCCCUCUGGUUAAAAAAAAAGUUUUCACCUUCUUCAAUUUGGAGAGAACAGUCUAGUCCAGUGUUUCCCAAACUUGGGUCUCCAGCUGUUUUGGGACUACAACUCCCAUCAUCCCUAGCUAGCAGGACCCAGUGGUCAAGGAUGAUGGGGAUUGUAGUCCCCAAACAGCUGGAGAUCCAAGUUGUGGAAACCCUGUUCUACUCUAUACUCCAGUCCUUGAAAGCCAGGGAAUGCAAAUACAGCCAGGACACCCGUGAUUCCCACCCUCCCUAGCUAUAGCUAUAGCUAUAGCUAUAGCUGUAUAUGUAUCUAUAGAUAAUACCUACCUUGCUGUUUAACCUUCUUCCAGUACCGUUGUUCCCUAGCCCAGUCCCAAAGCUGGCCCUAUGCACCACUCAGCUGCCAUCUUCCUUGCUCAAGAGUAUACAGCCUUCUCUGGACCAUAUGGAAGGCAAAACCCGGCCUCUAACAGACGCUGCAAACCAUACCUUGUACAGUGGUACCUCUGGUUGCGAACGGGAUCUGUUCCGGAGGCCCGUUCGCAACAUGAAAAGCCCGCAACCUGAAGUGCCGUAUCUGCGCAGGUGUGCGGUGCGAUUUGGCACUUGUGCGCAUGCCCGAGUGGCAAAACCCGGAAGUAACCCUUUCCGGUACUUCCGGGUCGUUGCGGGACACAACCUGAAAAAACGUAACAUGAAGCAAACGUAACAUGAGGUACGACUGUAUAUAUUGUGCUCUCAAGCUUUGUCCUAUAUCCCACAGGCAUCCUGGUGGGGACCCUGGAUGCAGUUUUGGACUCUACAUCAAAAGUUGCCCCUUUUCGCAUCCUGCACCAGACACCAGAUUCUCAAGUCUACUGGUCUAUUGCAUGUGGUGAGUACAUACAAUUCAGAACUGAGCCGAGCUCAGGACGAUGGCAGUGAUAACUUGGGGUGCCUUGUCAUUGUGGGGAAGAAAUGCUGCCCGAUACAGAACCAAGACUUCACUUAGUUUAGCAUGCGGGAGGUGGGGGGAGGUAGGGGGACAUCAAACCUUUGGGUCAGAUCAGGGUUCCCAUCACUUCCCCCCGGUUCUUUGGGAAGGAGGGUUUUUCAGUGGUAGAGAACAUGCUUUGCAUGCAGAAAGACCCAGGAUCAGUCCCUGGCCUCACCAGUUAAAAGGGUCAGGAGGCAAAUGAUGUGGAAAGGCCUCUUCCUGAGACUGUGGAGAGCUACUGCCAGCCAGAACAGGCAGUAUGGAGCUAGAUGGACCAAAUAAUCUAAGGCUCUAUUUGUGCUAUUAUGUUUAAAGCACCACAAUACCACUUUUUAAACAGUCAUAGUUUCCCCCCAAAGAAUUCUGGGAAUUGUAAUUUGCUAAGGUAGGCUGAGAGUUGUGAGGAGACACCCCCGCCCAAUUCCCCUCACAGAGCUACAGUUCCCAGGGAAGAAGGCUUGGCUGUUAAACCGCUCUGGGAAUUGUAGCUCUGUGAGGCAUAGCUGUCAACGUUUCCCUUUUCUUGCGAGGAAUCCUAUUCAGAAUAAGGGAAUUUCCCUUUAAAAAAGGGAAAAGUUGACAGCUAUGCUGUGAGGGGAAUAGGGGAUCUCUUAGCACCCUGGACCAACUACAUCUGCAUGGAUUGUUUGUGGAACCCAUGACCGUUCGAAGCGGUAGCAUGGUGCUUUAAAUCUGUAGCGCAAAUGAGGCUAAAGGCAGCUUCCUAUGUUCCCUUUACAACUGUUUGCAUGUGCUUCUCUUGGAUUCAGUGUGAAGCUAGGGAUUGGGUCCUCCAAGCCAUCCAUGCCCCCCCCCCCCCGGUAUCCCCUCCAUGAGAAAACCAGGUGCUAUUAUAUUAAGUGCAAUGCUUGCCUUGCUAACACUUGAAUCUUGUGUGCUCUGCAACCUCAUGUAGAUAAUUGUUCAGUGACUCCAAGACAAAGGAGAGAGAGUGAUAAAUCCUUCUUAUUGUUUUUUUGUUCAGAAGCACGUCAAGGAUCAUGUUUGUCUUCCCGCACUACCGGGGAGCUGUUUACCAAAGGACGUGUCACCCUAAAGCCAAUGAGAAAUUGUUUUCUGAAGCUCAUCCUCAAGUCCUCUUAAUAGGUUCUCCAUCCCUGAUGUAAGGCCCGCUUGCACUAUACAUUUAAAGCAGCAUCAUACCAGUUUUAGCAGUCAUGGCUUCUGCUGAAGAAUUAUGGGAACUGUAGUGCUGAGAGGUGUUAAGCGACUCACACCACCUCAAAUUCUUCUCUCAGAGUUCCAAUCCCCAGAGUUCCUUGGGAAGAGGGAAUGACUGUGAAACCACUUUGGGAAUUGUCGCUCUGUGAGGGGUAUAGGUGGUCUCCUAACAACUCUCAGGACCCUUAGGAAACUAUAGCUCCCAGAAUUAAUUUAGGGAAUCCAUGACUGCUGAAAGUUACAUGAUACUGCUUUAAAUGCAUAGUACAGAUGGGGCCCUCGAUGAUACUCAGCAAGACAAACAAAAUAUUUGAUUUGCUGUAAGGCAGCCCCCUGUGAUCAUAAGCCUAUUUUCAACUCAAUUUCAAAUACUUCUGAUUCUCCCCCAAGUCCCUUUUCUUGGGGCAACUGCACUAAAAAAGACAGAAGGGCUAACAGAGAAUAAUAUCAGCAGAAUACUCAGUGCUCUUUUUUCUGACUUUGCAACAAGAUAGGAGACGGUCGCUGGGGAAAAGAAAGGGGAAACUCUUGUUUACCCAGCUGGUGUAGGAGCUUCUAGUGUACCCAGUGAAGUUUAUUUAAUACUAGUUAAUGUUUCCUAUCAGGAGCCAGCAGAGAAGAAAUAACAGCGCACUGGGACUGGCUAGAGCAGAAUGUGAUGACGACUCUCUCUGUGUUCGAUUCCAGUGAGGACAUCACCAGCUUUGUGCAUGGGAAGAUCAGAGUACGUUAGAAGCAACUUUGGGACUCUUGUACCCAGUAUUAGGGCUGGGCGAUAUAUCAUCCAAAACGACUUUAAAAUCCACAUCGUGAUAACAGUUUCAUAAUUUUUGACCGGGCAAUAUAUUUCAAAUCAUGAUGUGCGUGUUUGUGUGCUAUGCAAAAAUCACAGUGUGGGGAAAACCAUGAAGCCAGCCAAUGCUUCUCUUGAUUCCUGCAACACCUGUUAACUCUACUGGCUUAGCUCUCCCCUGCCUCAUGGAGGGGGCAGUGGCACCAGCAAAAAUCACAGUAUGGGAGCGGGGGACAGUGAAGCCAAACAGUGCCUCUACAUAGCUCCCUCCUUAUUCCAGACAUUGUAAUAUAUCGGUACAUCACUAUGUUUUGUUGGUGAUAUAUCAAGAUGUUGAAAACCAGAUGUCGCCCAGCUCUACCCAGCAUCCAGGGGCCAUGGUGGAAUGCAGAAAUGUUGCAGAGGGGAGGGUGUUGAAAGGCUCUGGGACUGAAUCUGGACCUCUAGGGCUUGCUGCUUUUCUGCUCUGACAACACUUCUGGGUAGAGGAUAGAGCAGCUAUACAAGGGGGGUUCUGAAAUAAGCCUACUGCCCAUACUUGUUGCUCUGCCUGCUGUUGCCUCUGGCCCCACCCCAAAGCAGUGGCCUGAGGCUCUUGGCUUCAGGGGAGUGACUUGGGUAGAUUACCUGGCGUUCAGCACCUCAUUCACCUUUUUUUCCUAGGGUUUGAUUGCCGAAGAAGGAAAAGGGUCCUUAAUAAGAGAGGAGGAUCCCGAGAAGUUCCGUGAGGCUCACCUGAAGUUCGGGAAGUGUUUCGGGCUACCUGAACAAGAGAAGCUGGUGACGUACUACUCAUGCAGCUACUGGAGAGGCCGGGUGCCCUGUCAAGGAUGGCUGUAUCUGAGCACUAACUUUCUGAGCUUUUACUCCUUCCUACUGGGAGCUGAAAGUAAGUGGAGUCCUGCCGUUCGCCGUGAUUCCCUUGCACGGUGAUGGGUUUCAAAAUGAGCUUUAUGUCUGAAGCUACAAGUGGAUUAAUUAAUAUAUAUAUUUAAAAUACAAUAGUCUAUCAAAAAACAUAAAAUAAAGAUAAAGGGAAGUACAGUGGUAUCUUGGUUCUCGAACUUAAUCCGUUCCGGAAGUCAGUUCCAAAACCAAAGCGUUCCAAAACCAAGGCACACUUUCCCAUGGAAAGUAAUGCAAAAUGGAUUAAUGUGUUCCAGGCUUUUAAAAACAACCCCUAAAACAGCUAUUUAACAUGAAUUUUACUAUCUAACGAGACCAUUGAUCCAUAAAAUGAAAGCAAUAAUAAAUGUUCUGUACUAUAAAAUAAAUAAGACAGCAUUGUAGAUGAUAAAAAUUAAAAUUAUUUUUUUUCUUACCUGCACUGAUUAUAGUCAUUGUUUGGAUGGGGGGCUUUUAUCUAUUUCCACAGUCACACAAUCAAUCAUAAAAUGAAGAACAAGCCACAGACACAAAAAUGAAAAAGCCACACAAACAAAGACGCAAAAAAUAGCAAAAAGAAAAGCACCAAAUAUCACCUCAGAAUACUGCAAUCAGAAAUGGAAUGCUUUAAUUACUUUGGGGGGUGGGAUUUAAAUUUGCUGCUUAAGGGUAAAAUGGGAGUAAAAAAAAGCCUUAAUUACAAUGCGGGGGACUCAAAUUUGCUGUGCAACAGUCAAAACGGAAGCUGAGGAGCACGUUUGGCUUCCAGGGCAAAGUUCGAAAACCGGAACACCUACUUCUGGAUUUGCAGCAUUCGGGUUCUGAGUUGUUCGGGAACUAAGCUGUUUGAAAACCGAGUUACCACUGUAACUGCUUUCUUAAGCAGAAGCGCAGCUUGUAAACCUUGUACCACAAAACAGAUCAGUAUAAUUACACCAUAAACUGUCAAAAAGAAUGAGCAUAUUCCAUUUUAGAAUUCUAAUCUGUACCAAGAUCCCCUCUGCAUUAGCAUCUGAGCACAUGCAGAAACCGCCUUCUUGACCAUUGGACCCACUAUUGUAACUCGCCGAGGGUUUGAGGCCCAUUGGAUACCUCAUCUGGGUUAGCCAACCAGUCAAAUCUGUUUCCAUAUGCCCAUUAGGUCUCUGCAUUUGGAGCAGAGCUUUUCAUUGUGGUUGCCCCGUCUUGUGGGACAGCCUCCCUGUUGAGAUACAACAGGUACCCCACUCCUUAUAGUUUCUAUAGAGACAUAUUUGUUCUGACAACCUUCUCCAGCUGCUGAAUCUACAUCCUGGAUAUUUGUGCUGUCCUUAAAUCUGUUUUCUAGAAGCUGUAGGUUAAACCACAGAGCCUAGGACUUGCCAAUCAGAAGGUCGGCGGUUCGAAUCCCCCGGCGGGGUGAGCUCCCGUUGCUCGGUCCCUGCUCCUGCCAACCUAGCAGUUCGAAAGCACGUCAAAGUGCAAGUAGAUAAAUAGGUACCACUCCAGCGGGAAGGUAAACGGUGUUUCCGUGUGCUGCUCUGGUACGCCAGAAGUGGCUUAGUCAUGCUGGCCACAUGACCCAGAAGCUGUACGCCGGCUCCCUCGGCCAAUAAAGUGAGAUGAACACCGCAACCCCAGGGUCGGCCAUGACUGGACCUAAUGGUCAGAGGUCCCUUUACCUUUACCUUAGAAACUAUUUUAAAAUCUCAUCAACGAUGAGAGUGAAUGCUGCCCAUAGAAAACAAUGAAGAAAUCAAAAUUGGAUUGGAGAAAUCAGUAUGUCCAACCCCAAACUCCUAAAAACAGCCCAAUGAGGAUUGGGCAUUUUCAGGGAGACUGGAAUGCCGAAUGAACAUUGUUGAGGAAGAGGGAUUGAUCUGUGAAUUGUAGCUCUGGGAAGGGAAUGGAGGGUCUCCUGACAACUCUCAGCACCCUUGAGAAACUACAGCUCCCAGAAUUCUUUGGGAGAAACUAUGACCGUUCGAAGGGGCAUCAUCAUCCUUCAAAUGUAUGAUCUGAAUGUGGCCAGAAACACCAGGUUGUUAAAGCUGGACGUGUAGAGCUUAAAAAAGGAAAUUUAAUGCUGUUAUGUUUUAAGGCUAAUGUGAAGCGGUGGUAUCUUUCUGCGGAAACGCAAAGUAUUUCAUGGGAUGCUCCCUUUAGGGUCGAAGGAAAAUAGCUGGCCACCGUGAAGCCGAAAGGCAUGAGCAUAUUUCUUUUGUUCCCACCUGCAGUAAAACUUGUCAUAUCCUGGGAUGAAAUCUCAGUGCUCGAAAAGUCGUCCAACGUCAUCCUGACAGAGAGCAUCCACGUCUGCUCCCGGGGGGAGGAUCACUAUUUUUCCAUGUUCCUGCACAUCACUGAAACGUUCCUUCUCAUGGAGCAGCUGGCUCUGUAUGCUGUUCGAAGACUCUUUGACAAGGAGACGUUCAAUAAUGACCCCGUCCUCCAUGAUCCCCUGCAAAUCACUAAGAGGUAAUGUGUGUGUGUGUGUGUGUGUGUGUGUGUGUGUGUGUAUUAUAAUAAUGAACAAGACCUUCUGCUUCUGCUCGCUUCUAAAGCUGAGCUGGGGAUGAUAUUCGAGUAAGGGGCUGCAACUCAUUGGCAGAGCAUCUGCUUCGCGAGCAGAAGGUGUUGGGUUCAAUCCCCAGCAUCUUCAGGUAGGUCUGGGAUAGACGCCCUGCCUGAAACCCUACACUGCCAGCCUGUGUAGACCAUAUCAGCUAGAUCAGUGCUUCCCAAACUUGGGUCUCCAGCUGUUUUUGGACUACACCUCCCAUCAUCCCUAUCUAACAGCACCAGUGGUCAAGGAUGGUGGGAAUUGUAGUCCAAAAAACAGACCCAAGUUUGGGAAAUACUGAGCUGUCUGACACUGUAUAAAACAGCAUCCUGUGAUCUUCCUAUGAUGGUGAUUUUAUAUUAUUUUUGUACACGACCUAGAGAUUUACAGGCAUUCCACACACACACACACACACACACACACACACACUGACGUGACUUCUAUUCGAGUGCAACCACAUAUAUGUGUAGUGGGGUAAUAAAUGGAAUCAUACCAGGGUAUGGCAGGAGAGCUAGAGAGCCCUUGUGGCUCACGAGGAGACCCUCCCUGGAGCUCAGAAGAGGACUUCAUUGAGGGCGAAGGAAGGCCCGAAGAGUCCAGAGGCUCAGUGGGGCUUUGUUUAGGCCACUUAGCCUCCCCACCUAUGUGUAAUUUUAUUAUGUAGGGACGUUCGUUUUUAAAAACCUGGCCCCCUGCCCUUGUUUUUUGAUCAUUUUAUUAGGCCUACUGUUUUUGUAAAGCCUCUUUUUGGUGGUGUGUUUUUUUAAAAAAAAAUGAAUAUUUUACAGCAUUUUUAAAUGCAAACCACUUAUAAGUUUGUUUAUAUUUUUGAUUGAACGGUGCUUAAAUCUUGCUAAACGAAAGCAAAAUAAACACAGGUAACUUGGAAAGAACCAUGUUUUCUUCCUGCCUCUGUUUUGCAAGACAAACAUAAUUAACCCACCCUACUUCUUUCUUUACCCCGCCCCCUUGUUUUUUCCCCUCCCCAGAGGGCUUGAAAGCAGAGCCCACAGUGAGCAGUUUAAUGCCUUCUUCAGGCUGCCGAAGGAGGAGUGUCUGCGGGAAGUGCACGAGUGUUUCUUAUGGGUGCCUUUCAGCCACUACAAUACUCUGGGGAAAAUGUGCAUCUCGGAGAACUACGUCUGCUUUGCCAGCCAGGAUGGUUGCCUGUGCUGCGUAAUCAUCCCUCUGAGAGAGGUGAGUCAGGUGGGAGCCAAGGCUAAGCCGCCGCCACCUGCCACUCUGUCGUUAAGUCUGCCUCCCCUUCUAGAGUCAAAGCAACUGCAGUCUAGCGAACAUCCAAGUCGAGGGGCUUGUUACUGGGUUUAACUGCUUUUUUUCAUCUUAUUGUUUUACCAGAAGUUGUGAUAUUAUUAUUAUUUUAAUGCUAGGAUCUUAACAACACUUUUGCAGCCCUUUUGAAAUCGUUGGCAGGGCAGGGUGGAGACGCACUCAGUAAAUCAGACUGGUACUUUCUGGCUCUGGGUGCCAGAUGGCCCCAUCCUGGUGCCCCUCCAAAAGACAAAAUAAUAGUAGAAUUGUAAGGGACUACAAGAGCCAUCUAGUCUAACCCCUUACAGUGCAGGACUCUUUUGCCCAACGUGGGGCUUGAACCCACAACCUUGGGAUUAAGAGUCUCAUGCUCUACUGACUGAGCUAUGUUCAGGCAGCAAGCCAGCAACUUACAUGAGGGUUAUGUUCCGGGGAUCGUGUCUAAAGCCAAAUCCACAUAUUAUCAAAACAUUGGAUUCAAUGGCGGGUGGGAUUGCCAAAGUCUUUUUUCCCGUCUCCUUUCUGCUCCCUAUUUAUUUUAUUUUAAUAUUUUUGCCAAGCACGUAAAACUGAAUGUGCAUAAGUCAAAUGUGCUUGUGAGUUGUGGGUUUAGACUCUAUACAUUUAAAGCAUAUCUCGCCCCUGGCAAAGACUCCUGGGAAGUGUAGUUCACCCCACAGAGAGAGAGCUACAGCAACUUAGCAAACUACAUCUCCCAGGAUUCAUUGGGGGAAGCCAUGGUUGUUUAAAGCGGUAUGAUUCUGCUUUGAAAGCAAAAUUAAAAGAGGGCGAACCUCCUGGCCUCAGCUGUAGUGUAAGCCCUAGCUGUCCUCAGAGUGAAUCAGACUUUUGAAGCCUUAACCUCUUGACUAAAUUUAGUGAGAACGAGCCUUGUAAGAGUGGAAUCUUACUGCCAUCUUUGUGCAUGCAAACACUUGCAGGUUGUAUCAGUCGAGGUGUCUGAUCCUGGUAGCAAAGCUGUCAGCAUCGCUACCAGAGGGAAGAGAGCCUUCCGUUUUUCCGAAGUUCGGGAUUUUGAACAACUGGUGGCGACGCUGAAGAGGAAAUGUGAUACCACAGCAAGCCAACAGCAUAGCAUGAGCACAGAGGUAAAGGCUCUGUUUGUCUAAUUCAUUGCAGGACUCUGGGGUGGGGAGGGCGGUCUUUUAUGAUGACUGUGUUCAUUGGAGACACUAUGCUUUUGAACUCCAGUUGCUGGAAAAUGAAGGGGAGGAGAGUUUCUCAGGCCUUGCUUGUGGGCCUCCCAAAAAUGGGCACCUGGGUUGGCCACUGUGAGAAGAAGACUCUGGGCUAGUUGGGUCAUUGAGCUGAUCCAACAGAGUUCUCCUUAUGUUCCUUUGAGUCAGGGGAGAUCAGAAGGUCGGCGGUUCGAAUCCCUGCGACGGGGUGAGCUCCUGUUGCUUGGUCCCUGCUCCUGCCAACCUAGCAGUUCGAAAGCACAUCAAAGUGCAAGUAGAUAAAUAGGUACCACUCCGGCAGGAAGAUAAACGGCGUUUCCGUGCGCUGCUGUGGUUCGCCAGAAGCAGCUUAGUCAUGCUGGCCACAUGACCCGGAAGCUGUACGCUGGCUCCCUCGGCCAAUAAAGCGAGAUGAGCGCCGCAACCCCAGAGUCGGUCACGACUGGACCUAACAGUCGGGGUCCCUUUACCUUUAGCAAACUUUUGGGGACCAGGCACAUGUUUGCAAACUGAAAGAGCUUGUGGUUAGUUCAUAUACCACCUAACGCCAGAACAGGGGGACUUUUCAGAAGGUUUAGGAGGUCACUCGGAAGUGCGCCUGCUUUUUUUACAUCUCUUAAAACACAGCUCCUGUCGUAAAUGCGUUUUUUGCAGGUUGCUGCUGGCUCGAACGCUGAGCCUCUCGCGGACUAUUUUGAGGGGCAGCCGAUGGCAAGCCACAAAGACAACAGCAAGAUGGUUAGUACCGAAGCCCUCAUGACCGUCUUUCACCCUCAGGAUGCGGAGAAUCUGGACGCUAAAAUGGUAAGAAGGAAAAGCAGCUCCCGUUGUUGGAAAUACAUCUAUUCUAUCCCCCCGCACCCCAACUUGUCAUCUUUGCUUACUUCGCAUUUGGUUUUGUUUUAUGCACCUAGAGUUCAUCGUUCUUGUGCACAUUCCACCCCCUCCCCCAAAAUGGGAUCUGCAACAAAAUGUUGCAGUUGUGGUGUGUUCCUGUUCAGGGAGGCAGCCAGGCAACAUCUUCUAGGACACUCCAUUCCAUCCCACCAAGUUUCGCAUCCCUUUCUCCACCCAAGCUGUUCUGUUCCCCCUGAAUGUGCUCAUGACAGAACGUGCUCUAGGACCGAUGGCCAUCAAACCUCUGUUUAAAAACCUCCAUAGAAGGAGAGUCCACCACCUCUCGUGGGAGUCUGUUCCACUGCCAAACAGCUCUGACUGUCAGAAAGUUUUUCUGAAUGUUUAGUCAGAAUCUCCUUUCCUGCGACUUGAAGCCAUUGGUCCAAAGCAGGAGAAAACAAGCAUUCUCCCUCCUUCAUGUGACAGCCUUUAAUAUAUUUGAAGAUAGCUCUCAUAUUUCCUCUCAGUCUCCUCUUUUCCAGGCUAAACAUAACCAGCUCCUUCAAGCGCUCCUCAUAAGGCUUAGUUUCCGGACCCUUGACCAUCUUGGUUGCCUUCCUCUGCACACAUUCCAGUUUGUCAACAUCCUUCUUAAAUUGUGGUGCCCAGAAUUCGACACAGUAUUCCAAGUGUGGUCUGACUAAGGCAGAAUAAAGUGGGACUAUUACUUCCCUUGAUCUGGAUGCUAUACUUCUGUUGAUGCAGCCUAGAAUAGCAUUUGCUUUUUUUGCUGCUGCAUCACACUGUUGACUCAAUGUUAACCUUGUGGUCCACUAAGAUCCCUAGAUCUUUUUCACAUGUACUGCUAGUACAUGAUACCUUGCUUUUCUAGUUGAAAGAAAAAAUGAAGGAGCAGUCCUGGAACAUCCUUUUCGUAGAAUGUGGGCGUGGUGUAAGUAUGUUUCGGACGAGGAGGACGAGGGACCUGCUUGUCAAAGGGAUACCCGAGGUGUUACGAGGAGACCUCUGGCUUCUUUUCUCAGGUACUAGCGGUUGUGUUCUCAUGGCAGUGCACUGUUGUUGUUAUUAUAUUGCAGUGUUAUUUUAUUUAUUCAGGUCGUAUUCCACCCUUCCUCCCAAAGGAGCCCAGGACGGCAGACAUCAAAAUGUUAAAACAAUACAAUUAAAAACAAAACAAGGCAAUUAAAACCAUCUAAAACCUUUUAAAAGCAACCCCGUACCCUAAUUUCAAGGUUGCCAUCUAUGGGCCCAUCAAAAGGUUGGGGUGUAUGGGAAUGCCUUUAAGUUUCCCCCAAAAGCCAGUAGUGAGGGAGACAGGCUUGCCUUGCCAGGGAGGGCAUCCCACAAACGGGGAACCUACAUUGAUAUGAAUAAAUAUUUCCUGGGCAGCUUACAAACAAAAUAGUAUUGAAAAUACAAUAUACAAGGUUGCCUCCAAAGUUAAGGAAUCAAGCGUUCUUAAUACAGUUGUACCUUGGAUCCCUUGGUACUCGAACGCUUUGGCUUCCAAAUGCCACAAACCCGGAAGUGAGUGUUCUGGUUUGCAACGUUCUUUGGAACCCAAACAUCCGACGGGACUUCCAAGGCUUCCGAUUGGCUGCAGGAGCUUCCUGCAGCCAAUUGGAAGCCACGCUUUGGUUUCUGAACGUUUUGGAAGUCGAACGGACAUCCAGAACAGAUUCUGUUCGACUUCCAAGGUACUACUGUAUUUUUCUUGCUUUUCGGAAGGUUUUCAGUUAUGUUAUGUUUAUCUACAUACAGUAUUCAUUAAAAAAAACAACCCCACAAUGCAGCGAGAUUCAGGUAGGUAGCUGUUUUGGUCUGACACAGUCAAAAAAAAUAAAAAAAAAUAAAAAUUGUCCAGUUGCAGUUUGCAACAAUUGUCUGUAAAACUGUCCAAUAAAAACCAUGUAACAUACUAAACAUUAAGGUGUAUGUGUGUAUAUAUAUAGGCAAUACGUAUUUAGACAGAAUUUAAGCUUGGCAUGGGAGAUCUCCUAAAGGCAGUGCAGGGGAUCGAGGUGGGGGCACAGAAUGGGCAAAGUAUAUGUUUAGGUGAGCGAGAAAUAAAAAUAUCAGCAUAUGCUGAUGACAGGAAUCCAGGAAUUGAGGGGCGGGGCAAAUAGAGGACGAGCCCCUUGUUUUGGAGGGAUGCUUCCCCCCCUGGUCCCCCCCUGGGUAUAGCCCCCAAGGGGCUGCAGAGCAGUUAAUAGUUUGGUGCUAGCCCAGUUAAAGAGGAGGGUUGGAAUGAUGGGGGGGGGGAAUUGUGUGACCCACGCAGGAGCACUGCAUGUCAGGAUCCCAGUUUGAGUAGCACUGGCCUGGGUGGUUUAUUCCUAGAAGGCUGCUUAAAAUGAUCCCUGCUGGUGAGCUUUUGCCAACCUAGUGUUGGCCUGUGCUGGCUGGGAGCUAAUGGGAGUUGUAGUUUGGAACGCCUGGAAGGCACCAGGUAGGCAAAGCCGUGAGCCCUUAUUCAGACAUGGUGGCAGGAAUAAGCACACUCGCAGCUUGUUGCAGGGGAAAUGCAAAUGUCCUCUUCCUGGUUGUUCUGUAACAGUGUGACCUAAACACCUUGGCAGGCGCUGUAAAUGACAUGGCUACCAACCCUGGCUAUUACACUGACAUGGUGGAGAGGUCUUUUGGCACCUGCACUUUGGCAACGGAUGAAAUCGAACGUGAUCUGCGCCGCUCCUUGCCUGAGCAUCCAGCUUUCCAGAGCGACACGGGCAUUUCUGCCCUGAGGAGGGUUCUCACGGCGUACGCCUACAGGAACCCCAAGAUUGGAUAUUGCCAGGUGAGACCUGCCUGUGGCCCCGGCCAUCCUUGUAUAGUCUCCAAACUGCUAACUUUUCUUUCUCUUCUUCUUCUUUUUAAAUUGUUUUGUUUGUUCAUAGUCUAUGUACAAGUGGGACCUGGAGAAAAAAGGCUGGCAGCAGAGGUUUUGUUUUGUUUAACAAAAUAAGUAUAUACUAUUUGACUGUGGGGUUUUAAAAAAACGUUCUAAGGGGGUUGCAAAAAUAUAAAACAGAGCAUUAAAAUUCUGUGGUGGGGAGUGGAGAAACAGUAGAAAGGUGUAUUUGAAGCAUUCUAAAGAUUAUUAAAAUCAGCUUAAAAAAUAAAACACAUGUAACUUCUAUAUGUCUGGGUAGACUUGCCUGAACAAAAAUGUUUCAAGUAGGUGCAGAAAAGACUACAGAGAAUGCACCUGCCUGGUAUCAAUCGGCAGGGAGUUCCAGAGUGUGGGCACCACCGCACAAAGGAAAGGUCAAUCUCUUGCAAGUGCAGAAGGAGUAUUUUGUGGCGCUUGUAAUGGUACCAGUUUCACACUGGUUGCACCUGUCCAGGGAUGCUAUGCCCCUUUCCAUUUCAUCCUCCUUCCCCCUCGUUUUCUGUUCUCCUCUUUUAACCAGUUACUUAGCAUUCUGUGCCAAAAAAGCAUGCUCAGUCCCCACCAAGCUGUUUGGGGUACAAAGCAUUUUUUUAUUUUUAUUUUUAUUUUUUGCAAACCUUAGAGUUCCCCUAAUACUGUUAGGGAUUGUGCUUAGGUUCUUGCUACUUUUGGCCACGUAAGGAAAAUGAUUUUUUUACACAUACCUGUCAAUCACCUGACAUCGCAGUGAUGUCGGAAUGUAGACACCUGUCAUAGUUGGCCAGUGGUGGGUUGUUGGGAGAUAACCUGCUCAUCCCUGCGCACAGUGGGAGGCAGUUGGCACUGUGGUCUAAACCACUGAGCCUCUUGGGCUUGCAGAUCAUAAGGUCAGCAGUUUGAAUCUCUGCGACUGCUCUGUUCCAGCUCCUGCUUACCUAGCAGUUCAAAAGAAUACCAACACAAGUAGAUAAAUAGGUACCGCUGCGGUGGGAAGGUAAACGGCGUUUCCAUGCACUCUGGCACUUGUCACACUGUCCCGUUGUGCCAGAAGCGGCUUAGUCCUGCUGGCCACAUGACUUGGAAAGCUGUCUGUGGACAAACGCUGGCUCCCUCGGCCUGAAAGCAAGAUGAGCGCCACAACCCCAGAGUCGCCUUUGACUGGACUUAACCGUCCAGAGGUCCCUUUCCCUUUACCUACCUUUACAGUGCUUCCCAAACGCUCAAGAAUCAGGUGGUUGUUGUGCAUUCGGGAAGUGCCACACUCAGGGCUAAGCAGGCUUUGCAAGGAGUAGAACGAGUCCUCGAUGUCCUUUUUACGAAAUGACGUACCUGUCUCUCCCUCCUAACACUGCUUACUGUGCUCGAUAGGCAAUGAACAUUCUGACAUCAGUGCUGCUCCUUUACGCCAAGGAGGAAGAAGCUUUCUGGCUCCUGGUUGCUGUGUGCGAAAGGAUGCUGCCCGAUUAUUUCAACCGCCGAAUUAUUGGUACUGCUUCACUUUAAUGGUCGCUUUCGCACAUGAAAGGAAUAGGCAGGAGAACCUGCUGUGCAGUAAGAGUAGAUGCCAGCAUUUGAUUCCCAGUGCAUAAGUCCCAAUGGCAAUAGAGCCUUCCUCUUGGAACGGGCGGUGCUUCAGGCAGUUCAUAUGGAACAGGUCGCAGAGAUAGCAGGGUGCCUGCUUAGGGAAGGGGACCCAUUGAGCGCUCCUUGUCCAAGGGGCCUCUCAACAUCUGGAGCCAGAACUUCAUGUUUGGGUUAUAGGAAUCUGCCCUAUAUUGAGCUGAGGCCACUGGCCUAUCCAGAUAAAUGCUGCUUCCAUAGAGUAGCAGUGACUCUCUGGGCAUUUGGACAGUCCCAGUCCUUCCUACCCUCCCUUUCUUCCUUUCUCCCUCCCUUCUUUCCUUCCAUUUAUAGUGAUGCCUUAAUUCAAAGGCACCCCAGGCAGUUCACAAAUAAAUAAAAUGUACAGUUGGUCCUGUGUUUUGAUGGGGAAGAGGGCAUUCAAACCGGAGCUGGUUCUGUUGUUGAGUUUACCUGCCUGUCUCCCAUGCUUCUUCCUUCUUACAGGGAAGAUUGUGCAGGUUGGCCGUGUGCGUGAGGGGAAAAGAUCAGCUGAAGCAGGCCCUGAUUUCGAUUCUGCUUUCUUCUCUUGCAGGGCUAUCAUUUUAUUGUAGGCCGUUCCCCCCCAAAAAUUAAGUUGAUCUUUCAGUCACUUUCCCGAACACAAUCCAGUCAUUCCCCUUCUCUUAGAAUCAUAGAAUUAGAUGGGACCCCGUGAGUCAUCUAGUCUAACCCCCUGCAAUGCAGGAAUCUCAGCUAAAACAUCCAUGACAGAUGGCCAUCCAACCUCUGCUUAAAAACCUCCAAGGAAGGAGAGUCCACCACCUUCUGAGGAACUUGCUGUCAAGCAGCUUUUACUGUCAGAAAGUUCUUCCUGAUGUUUAGUCAGAAUCUCCUUCCUUCUAAUUUGAAUCCAUUGCAGAGGAGGAAUUUCGUAAUAUGGUGCCCUAUGCAAGGCCAAAAUUUGAUGCCCCACCCACCCAACCCUCACACCACUUUCCCAAAGCCAGCUAAGUGAGGCACUGGGCUUUGGGAAGAAGGUGUGAGGCUCUGGCAGGGUCCUGCCUUCUUCCUAAAGCCGGACAAGUGCUAACUAGGCUUUGGCAAAGAGGCAGGAAAACUCUAGGACCUCUUUUCUGAACUAAGCACUUACUAGGCUUUGGGAAGGAGGCAGGAAGGCCCCCUCUUGUCUCAGUGCCCUGUGCAGGUGUCUUGCCCGGUGCAAGGUGGUUCUUUUAAAAUGAAAUUCAGAAGUCAUACAAAACACAAGUGAGUGAGAAGAUUAAAGAUUUUAUUCCAAAUAGCAAGCAAUAUAUACGUACCAAGCAAGCACUUCAAUCUGCCACUUGGAAGCCCUCAAGAAGCGGCAAAGUGACUCCCCCAGGUAGCCUCAGUUUGCACGGCCCCAUGGCCAUCAGUCCAUGCACGAGCUUCUCCAAAACUCUGCCCACAACCAUCUGAUUUAUAGCUAGCUAGCAAAACCACAGAGCCUAGGGCUUGCCGAUCAGAAGGUUGGUGGUUCGAACCCCCGUGACAGGGUGAGCUCCCAUUGCUCGGUCCCAGCUCCUGCCAACCUAGCAGUUCAAAAGCACGUCAAAGUGCAAGUAGAUAAAUAGGGACUGCUCCGGUGGGAAGGUAAACGGCAUUUCCGUGCGCUGCUCUGGUUCACCAGAAGUUGCUUAAUCAUGCUGGCCACAUGACCCGGAAGCUGUACACCGGCUCCCUCAGCCAAUAAAGCGAGAUGAGCACCGCAACCCCAGAGUCGUCCGCGACUGGACCUAACGUUCAGGGGUACCUUUACCUUUACCUAGCCUGUGUGGCUUGCCUGACUGGCUACAUGCAGAUCAUUCAUUAGCCACUCCCUCCCAAUGCCUCACUUUCUCUAAACAGUGUCCAACAUCAAAGAAGGUACCUAGCACUAUCACUUCCUCCCAGCUGAUUAGGACAUUAAAGGCUGUUCUUCAUGCCAGAAAUUAACAAGAGACAGGGAGGGGGAAGGAACAGAGGCAGGAAAGGUAACCAUGUCAGAUUACUAACUUCUCGAAAUACAAUUUAUCUUCCGGAUAGAUUGCCCAUACAGCGGGGUAACCGGUUACGCUGCCCUAAAUCCACCUCUGUCCAUUGGUGCUCUUCCAGAGCAGGAGAACUCAAGCAUGUUCCCUCUUCUGUGUGGAAGCCCUUCAGAUAUUUGAAGGUGGCUACCAUAUCUUGCAGGGACGCGGGUGGCGCUGUGGGUUAAACCACAGAGCCUAGGGCUUGCCAAUCAGAAGGUUGGUGGUUCGAAUCCCCACGGCGGGGUGAGCUCCUGUUGUUCGGUCCCUACUCCUGCCAACCUAGCAGUUCGAAUGCACAUCAAAAGUGCAAGUAGAUAAAUAGGUACCGCUCUGGCGGGAAAGUAAACAGCGUUUCCAUGCGCUGCUCUGGUUCGCCAGAAGCGGCUUAGUCAUGCUGGCCACAUGACCCGGAAGCUGUAUGCCGGCUCCCUCGGCCAAUAAAGCGAGAUGAGCGCCACAACCCCAGAGUCGUCCGCGACUGGACCUAAUGGUCAGGGGUCCAUUUACCUUUCUAUCAUAUCUUGCAGGUGCCUUGGUAGACCAAGCGGUGUUUGAGGAGCUGAUCAGGAACUAUCUGCCGCAGCUGACGGAGCACAUGACAGACAUGACGUUCUUCUCCUCCGUCUCCCUGUCCUGGUUCCUCACUCUGUUCAUCAGCGUGCUGCCCAUUGAGAGCGCGGUCAAUGUGGUUGACUGCUUCUUCUACGACGGGAUCAAGGCCGUUCUGCAGCUGGGCCUGGCUGUGCUAGAUUACAACAUGGACAGGCUGCUGACUUGUAAGGAUGAUGCAGAAGCUGUGACUGUCCUCAACAGGUAAUAGAGCCUUUUUUUAAAAAAAAAAAGCCUAAGGUGCUUGACCUGUCAGUGCAGUUCUGUUCAUAUUGACUCAGAAAUAAGUGCUGUUUGGUUCAACUUGUUGCUGCUACUACUACUACUACCACCAAUAAUAAUAAUUUAUUUAUAUGCUGCCCAUCUGACUGGGUUACCCAAGCCACUCUGAGCAGCUUCCAACAAAUUAAACACAAUACAUCAAACAUUAAAAACUUCCCAAUACAAUGGUACAUUGGUUCUCGAACUUAAUCCAUUCCAGGAGUCCUUUUGAAUCCCGAAACUGUUAGAAAACCAAGGCGCGGCUUCCAAUUGGCUGCAGGCGCUUCCUGCACUCCAGUGGAAGCCACAGAAGCCUCAUCAGACGUUCAGCUUCCGAAAAACGUUUGCAAACUGGAACACUUACUUCCAGGUUUGUGGCUUUCGGGAGCCGAUUUGUUCGUCAACUAAGGCAUUUGGGAACCAAGGUACCACUGUACAGGACUGCCUUCAGAUGUCUUCUAAAAGUCAGAUAGCUGUUUAUUUCCUUGACAUCAGGUGGGAGGGUGUUCCACAGGGCGGGCGCCACUACCGAGAAGGCCCUCUGCCUGGUUCCCUGUAACUUGGCUUCUCACAGCGAGGGAACCGCCAAAAGGCCCUCGGAGCUGGACCUCAGUGUCUGGGCUGAAUUUAUUUACGAUUACAUUCAUAGUCCACCUUCCUUCCAAAAAGUUCAGGAUAGUAUAGAGGUUCCCUGCUCACCAUUUUAUCCUUGUGAGGUUAAGUUAGGCUGAGAGAUGGUGACUGGCCCAAGGUCAUCCAGUGAGCUUUGUGGCUGAGUGAGGAUUCAAACCCUUGACUUCCAGGUCCUAGUCCAACAUUCUUACCCCCAAAACAACAACAAUUGCUAUUAUUAUUAUUGAAAUUCGUAAACCACCCUUUAUCUGAAGAUCACAGGGUGACUCACUGCCACCUUAGAAACGACACCACAAUGGAAUCCAGUGAUAUAGGAUUGUAACUUGAAUACAACUGGAGCAAUGUGAAUAUUUUUCUCUUUUUCAGAUUAGGCCUCUGUUUAGGUUCCCCACCCAUACCCCACCACCAGAAUUUAUAAUAACCUUUUGCUUUCUGUUUUAAUUGAUGAGCAGCACAAUGCAGCUUCCAGUCGAAAGCAGCAAAACACAAUAAAAACAGGGUGAAAUACAUUGUGAAAAAAAUGUAGCUCCAGCAGCAGCAAGGCAGUGGAGUUUUGAGAAAAUGCUGUGGGCGACAGUCACAAAAUGGCUGACAUGAGACACAUUUUGUGUUGUGUUUGAGGGUGUGUGUGUGGUGUAACACAAAAUGGCUGCCAUAUCUAAAAAGAACAGAAAGAGAGAUUGGACUACAAAAUGUGCUUCAUGGUGGGCCUGGGGGGGGGGGGAAGGGCACCUAUAACAACAACAACAACAACAACAACAACAACAACAACAACAACAAUAUAUCCCACCCUCCCCAACCGAAGACAGGCUCAGAGCAGCUAACAACAGUAAAAUAAUACAACAUUAUAAAAUCAGUUCAUUAUAAAAUCAGUUCAAAUCAAAUUAAUGGCAACCAUUAAGCUAAAGAUCUGUGGAGAUUGCCAAAGGAGGGAGUCAGGCUGCGCCCUGGCCAAAGGCCUGGUGGAACAGCUCCGUCUUGCAGGCCCUGCGGAAAGAUGUCAGGUCCUGCAGGGCCCUAGUCUCUUGUGGCAGAGCGUUACACCAGAUUGGGGCCACAGCCAAAAAAGCCCUGGCUCUGGUUGAGGCCAGCCUAACCUCCCUGUGACCCGGGACCUCCAAGAUGUUUUUAUUUGAAGACCGUAAGGUCCUCCGUGGGACAUACCAGGAGAGGCGGUCCUGUAGGUAUGAGGGUCCUAGGCCGUAUAGGGCUUUAAAGGUCAAAACCAGCACCUUAAACCUGACCCUGUACUCCACCGGGAGCCAGUGCAGCUGGCAUAGCACUGGGUGAAUGUGAUCCUGCGGCGAGGAUCCUGUAAGGAGUCUCGCUGCAGCAUUCUGCACCCGCUGGAGUUUCUGGGUCAGUCUCAGGGGCAGCCCCACGUAGAGUGAGUUACAAUAAUCAAGUCUGGAGGUGACCGUCGCAUGGAUCACAGUGGCUAGGUCAGAGCGAGAGACGUAAGGAGCCAACUGCUUGUUAAAAUUUGUGUACCACCCUUCAUCCAAAGAUCACAGGGUGGUUCACAACAUAAAAAUGCAGUAUGAAGACAUAAAAUCACUCGCUCAUGGGCAAAAACUCUUUACUCCUCUGUUCUGAACAAAAGCGUGGGCGAGUUUUCCCUCCUGGCGUCCCGCGGAAAGUGGGCAAACAUGAACUGUGGGAAGGAAGAGCAAACCGUCUUUCAGGCACUAUCCAUUUUUGAGGAGGUGCUUACUGAGGAAUUUCAUGGGCGCUAUAGGCAGUAUUGGCUUGCCCACCCCCAGGCGCUGUGCUGAUAACCCCUCCUCAACAAAAAAUAUAAACUAUCCACAGCUGCACUACUCAACACUAAUAAAUAAAAUAGCAGGUUGGCACAUUUAUAUUAUUAUUAUUAUUAUUCAUGCACAACAAGGUUUUUCUUUGCGGUCUUUUUUUUUUUUUUUUAAUUACUCAUUUCUACUCACUUUUAAUUCUCUAUGUUUUGUACAUGCCCCCCCCCCCACUCCUUUUUAUUUCAAAUGAAGGUUUUUUGACAGUGUUACCAACAAGGACAGUCCUCUGCCGCCAGCAGUGCAACAGGCCUCGGGUGCGAAUGAAGGCAAGAGCCCUCACCCCAAAGUGGACAUCACGGACUUGAUUCUAGAGUCAAACGAGGUUCGUAAAGCCAUUUGGCUUCAGAGGGGUGGGUGCUGUUUUUUUCUGUUUCCUGCAUUGCCUGUUCAACAAGCCACCUCUUGUGGGUAGAAUUGUUUUCUCCUUCAAGGUAUCUAAUAACAGAAUGAAAGGGGUCUUAGAGAUCUUCAUUGGCUCCCAGUACAUUUCCGAGCACAAUUCAAAGUGUUGGUGCUGACCUUUAAAGCCCUAAACGGCCUUGGCCCUGUAUACCUGAAGGAGCGUCUCCACCCCCAUCGUUCAGCCCGGACACUGAGAUCCACCGCCGAGGGCCUUCUGGCGGUUCCCUCAUUGCGAGAAGUGAGGCUACAGGGAGCCAGACAGAGGGCCUUCUCGGUAGUGGCGCCCACCCUGUGGAACACCCUCCCUUCAGAUGUGAAGGAAAUAAGCAGCUAUCCUAUCUCUAAAAGACAUCUGAAGGCAGCCCUGUUCAGGGAAGUUUUUAAUAUUUAAUGCUGUACUGUAUUUAACACUUGAUUGGGAGCUGCCCAGAGUGGCUGGGGAAACUCAGCCAGAUGGGCGGGGUAUAAAUAAAUUAUUAUUAUUAUUAUUAUUAUUAGUAGUAGUAGUAGUAGUAGUAGUAGUAAUCUAGCCCCACUGCUCAGCGCAGGCUCUAGGAUGCAUUCCUAAUGGGGUAGCCUUCCAGAUUCUGCUUAAAUACCUCCAGUGAAAGACCCUUCUACUUCCUGGGGCAGAACCUCAGGACUAUUUUAUUUUACUGCAUUUAUAUCCCAACUUUUCCUCCAAGAAGCUCAGGGUGGAACACAUGGUCCUGCCCCUUAUUUAAUCCCCACAAGAAACCUGUGAUGGAGCAAUGUAUGGAACAUCUGCAUUAUCUGAAUAUCUGUUCCGAUCAGCCUUUCUCAACCUGUGGGUCCCCAGAUGUUGUUGGAGUACAACUCCCAUCAGCCCUAGCUAGCAAGGACAGAGCUCAGGGAUGAUGGGAGUUGUAGUCUAACAACAUCAGGGGACCCGCAGGUUGAGAACCGCUGUUUCAGAUGUAGAUGGGUAGUCUGGGGUGAAGCCAAAAGGGUCUCCAUUUUUGGAUUAUAUAAAUAGGGAGAGUCAAAUAAGUACUCAUCCCAUGACUCCUCGUUAUGGUUGGGCUAUAUAGACACAUCUUUAAAACUUGGCAAUAUAUUUAACUGCAUCUCAAUAAUUUGCUUUUUAUGCCGAAUAUGCUAUGUAUAUGGCUCUGUUAUUGUUUGUAUGGCUAUGUGUCAGUUUGUACAUAUGUUUUAUGAUAAAUCAAUUAAAAAACAACCCUGUGAGGUAGGAUAGGCUGAGAGGCAGUGACUGAUCCAGUGAGCUUCAUAGUUGAGUAGGGAUUUGAACCCUGGUCUCUCAAGUCCUAGGGACGCGGGUGGUGCUGUGGGUUAAACCACAGAGCCUAGAACUUGCUGAUCAGAAGGUUGGCGGUUUGAAUCCCCACGACGGGGUGAGCUCCUGUUGCUCGGUCCCUGCUCCUGCCAACCUAGAAGUUUGAAAGCACGACAAAGUGCAAGUAGAUAAAUAGGUACCGCUCCGGUGGGAAGGUGAUCGGCGUUUCCGUGCGCUGCUCUGGUUUGCCAGAACCAUUCUGGCCACCUGACCCGGAAGCUGUACGCCGGCUCCCUCGGCUAAUAAAGCGAGAUGAGCGCUGCAACCCCAGAGUCGGCCACGACUGGACCUAAUGGUCAGGGGUCCUUUUACCUUUACCUCUCAAGUCCUAGUUGGACAUUCUAGCCCCAAAAGUAAACCAGGCUUUAUGAGAGCUGGGGGUUCCCUCCCAUCUUAGAAACUGCUUCCUGAUAGUACAGUUGCUUAAAUAAUGCAGACAUAAUCCAGAGAGAAAAGAAAUUCUGAGAGCAUUUUACUGAUGAAAACUGAACAAAACCUGUACAUAAUUUGAGGGGAAAGGAACAGAGUGGUUUUGUCUUUCUGACAUUAGGCGGUGUAGAAAGCUGGGAGACAUUUAACCAAACAUACAGAGGAAAAGCUCCUGCAGAACUGCACAACCAUUCAGGGCACCCACCUGAGUAAACAUCAAGGCACUUUGUCUGGUUGCUAAGCAACACCCCCCCCCCCGCGCGCCCCCUGGUUAGCCUUCUUACAGAUAACAGAAUUAAACCUUUAGUUCCAAACAGAAUGAUCCCUGCUAUUGCACUUCCAAUACUUCCCUAGUAGGAGAGGCUUACCAGUCCUACUGCAGGUCUUGCAUCCUGCUGUUCAGGUAGCCAGAAUCUUACAGCAUCCCAAUCCAGUUAGCUCUGCCCCUGGAAGCAGCCUGAUAGAUUCCUGCUCUUCUCCUAGAAAUAUGGUGACAUCCGGUUUGAGGAAGUAGAAAGCAUGCGGCGCCGUAACAGGCUGUAUGUCAUUCAGACCCUGGAGGUCACUACGAAGCAAAAUGUGGUGAGUGAACUGCAUGCUCAGAUACCUUGAGCUGUGUGGAACAAGAACAUUAUCCAUCUUGUUCAUUGUAUGGUAACUUCACAAUGUAUUCGUCGUAGUUGUCGUCAUUUUAUUUGCUGGCUGUGCAUUAUUGCUACAAUAAUUUGCUUUUUUAUUUUAAGAGUACAAGUGGAUAGAUCUCUGCCUCAAGGGGCUUACAGUCGGAAAUCCAAUAAAGGAAGCAAAGGGAAACUAUGUGGUUAUUUCAGCUGCACAUGCUUAAACUUAAAUCUCAUCCACGCUAUACAUUUAAAGCAGUAUCGUACCAGUUUAAACAGUCAUGGCCUCCUCCAAAGAAGGCUGGGAACUGUAGCUUGUUAAGGUGCAGAAAAUUGUUAGGACACCUCCCUGUUUCCCUCACAGAGCCACGGUUCCCUGGGAAGAGGGGUUGACUGUGAAACCACUCUGGGAAUUUCAGCUCUGUGAGAGGAACAGGGGUCUUCUAACAACUCUCAGCACCUUUAACACCCUAGGAUUCUUUGGGGGAGCCUAUUCUUUGGGGGUGGCUAUUUAAAGUGGUUUGACUUCUUUAAAUGACUCAGGACUGCAAUACCUCAAGGACCGCCUCUCUCCAUAUGAACUGAACCAGACCCUGAGAUCAUCAUCUGAGGCCCUUCUUUAUGUGCCUCUUCCACAUGAGGUCCACAAGGUGGCAACACAAGAACGGGGCCUUCUCUGCAGUGGCUCCCCGUCUGUGGAAUGCUCUCCCCAGGGAGGUUCACCUGGUGCCUUCAUUAUACACCUUUAGGCACCGGGCAAAAACGUUCCUCUUCUCCCAGGCCUCUGGCUGAUUCAGCUAUUGCCUUUUAAACUGUGUGUGGUGGAAGGUUAUUGGUUUGUUUCUGUUCUUAAGGGAGUAAGGAACCUUUUUCAUGUUGAGGGGCACAUUCCCAAGGGCUACAGGCCACAAAGGAGAAUUUUCCUUUUCUAGAGAGAGUGUGAAGCAGGGUCUGCGAGGGACAUCGCCUGAAGACAGGUGUGGUGAUAUACAGGGCCAGACAGACAGGCAUGCGAACUUGGGGUUCCUAAUGAACACAGAUGCACCUUGUCUUCACCCUAAAAUGGCUUUGCUCAGAAACUUGAGGCGGUUGCAUUCAGCGGUUGAAGGGGACAUGGAAGAGUUAAGUUAAAAGUGUUUCGACCCAAGUGCACAAGAGGUUCUCAGCUUUUUGCUUCUGUGCCUGAUGAAAUCAGCCUCUUCUUUUACGAGCUGAAAAUCAGCUAAUGUCAAAGCACAAAGAACUGAGGGGGAAAUGAGAUUUACAUCCUCCUAACUUGGUUGCUCUCAUUCUGUCCUCUGUAGCUGCGUGUUAUCUCCCAGGAUGUGAAAAUAAGUCCUAGCAACCUGGAAGAGCUGUAUGAAUUAUUCAAGGUGAGAAGCUGUUUUCGCCUAAUGCGCUUGUUUCCCAAAAUUUCUGUGUUUCCCCCUUGAGUAUCCUACUGUGACACACCUCCAACAGAACAGAGGAGAAUUGAUUAACUCCUAGAAACUGGCUAGCUCUUCUUGAUCUUCUUUUUAAAAUAAUAAUAAUAUCAUUUAUUUAUUUGUACUGUAUUUCCCCCGAAGCAGUUAUUAGUUUAUAUCCAAUACAGUGCUAAGUAACCAAUCUGUCAGUGUAAGGAUUUAUGCUUGUACAGAGGGACUUCCCCCCCCAAACAAAAACACUCUUCUCGUCCCUCAUGCACCCCAUGUUCUCCCCAAAUCUCUGGGCAGUUUGGGAAACCCUAGAACACGUUUGGGGGGUGUGCAGAAGGGAGGAGAGGCAACAGAAGUCCAGUUGUGCAAGUGUAAAUCCUUGUAUCGACCGAUUGGUGGCGUAGUGCUACGUUGGAUACAAACCACAAACCAUAGUUUCCCAAAGGGGCCGAUAUCAAUACAGUGGUACCUUGGUAGUUGAACGGAUUGGCUCCCAAACAAAUCGGCUCCCGGACGCCGCAAACCUGGAAGUGAGUGUUCCGGUUUGCCAACAUUUUUCGGAAGCCGAACGUCCGACACGGCUUCCGCGGCUUCUGAUUGAGUGCAGGAAGCUCCUACAGCCAAUCAGAAGCUGCGCCUUGGUUUUCGAACCAUCAAACAGACUCCCGGAACUGAUCAAAUUUGAGAACUAAGGUACCACUGUGUAAAGACACUGAGAGCGGAUGAUACAGGCCUGCCAAGGGCUUGGAAACUGAAAAGACAAGGGACACAAGAAGAAGUAGAGAAGUGGAAUUAGCGCUUCAAGGCUGGAACAAAGUGAGGAGCUGUAAAUGCACAUUCAUUUCCAGUUUGCUUGAAUAGCAACCAGCAACUUUUUGUUCUUUCUCCCCUUUUGCUUCUGCAGUCCCUGAGCAAUAGGCAAUGCUACUUAUUUUAAAGCAUUUAUCGAGUCACUUCAUAUUUUUAUAAUCUCGAGGCGGUGUACUCUCUCUCCUCCCCCCCCCCCCCAGUUUAGGCACUAGGCAUUCAGCUGGUAGCAUUCCACCUGAAAUCACAGGUCAGAGUUUGUGGGGAGUGCAUCUUUAAAAUGAUAUUUUGUGUUUGUUUGUGCAAUAUCAUUUUAAAGAUGCACUCCCCACAAACUACGACCUGUAAUUUCAGGCAGAAUGCUACUAGUGGAAUGCACAGCAAGUGUUUCUACUGACCCUCAGACGUUUUCAGUGCUAUCUCUGAUCCUUUAAUGUGUUAAACAUGGUUCACAAAUGUCUGGAACAUCGGUUUGCCAGGGUGCUUGACCCCUGAACACAGACGGAUGCUGGAGAGAGACUCAGUCUGAGAAUUUCAGGGCAUAUUUGUUUUUCUCCUUUGACUAUAUUAACAGGGCAGGAUGCCCCCAUAUACCCCAAGCUUCUCAUUCUUCGUUAUGGUUAAUAAAUACCACCAGAUAUUCCGUGGGACGCGGGUGGCGCUGUGGGUAAAACCUCAGCGCCUAGGACUUGCCGAUCGUAUUGUCGGCGGUUCGAAUCCCCGCAGCGGGGUGAGCUCCCGUCGUUGGGUCCCAGCUCCUGCCCACCUAGCAGUUCAAAAGCACAAUUAAGUGCAAGUAGAUAAAUAGGUACCGCUUUAUAGCGGGAAGGUAAACGGCGUUUCUGUGUGCUGCGCUGGUGCUGGCUCGCCAGAGCAGCUUCGUCACGCUGGCCACGUGACCCGGAAGUGUCUCCGGACAGCGCUGGCCCCCGGCCUCUUAAGUGAGAUGGGUGCACAACCCUAGGGUCGGACACGACUGGCCCGUACGGGGAGGGGUACCUUUACCUUUAUUCCGUGAAGUAAGAUUGUAAUUUUGUAUGCUGGUUUGCAGUUGUAAAAAUAAAUUUAAAAAGUCAUUCCUGUGUUCCUUUUCUUUCUUUUUCUCUGCUUUAAAAAAAAAAAAAAUUAAGUUUCAAAUUUCCAAACAAUCAUCAAGCAAGCCAAAAAAAUAAAAAUGAAUUCCAUAAAUUCCUAUGAACUUCCUUCCUCCCCUUUGUGGGUCCUUAUGUUAACUUUUCCCCCCUCCUGCAUCUUCUCUGUUGAUCCAGUUCUAUUAAAUCUCCAUUGCAACCACAGUCCAACGUUCAAGUCCUACUAAUAAUUUUAAUUGCUUACAACGAUUUUCAAUAUAAAUUACAUAUUUUCCCCAUUCCUUAUUAAAAUUUUGGUCUUCCUGAUUCUUAAUUCUUCUGGUCGUUUUUUGCCAUUUCUUCAUAGUCCUAAUAAUAAUAAUAAUAAUAAUAAUAAUAAUUUAUUUAUACCCCACCCAUCUAGCUGGGUUUCCCCAGCCACUCUGGGAGGCUUCCAACAGAAUAUUAAAAUACAAUAGUCUAGUAAACAUUAAAAGCUUCCCUAAACAGGGCUGCCUUCAGAUGUCUUCUAAAAAUCUGGUAGUUGUUUUUCUCUUUGACAUCUGGUGUGAGGGCGUUCCACAGGGCGGGUGCCACUACCGAGAAUCAGUACAAUCUGCCAUUCUUCUCUGGUAGGGACUGUGUCUUCUUUCCAUCUCUCUGCUUUGGGGGGGUGGGGGAUGGGAAUGGCUACAUGUUUUUGUAUGCAGCAAAGACAUCAACAAAAAGUUGUAGGUAUGGGAAAUGUUACCUCUGAGCGACAACACGGAAGCAAUGUGUUCUUAUCCUUGUUCUUUCUCCCCCGCAGGUAUUGCUCUUAUUUAACACGUGGGCUUUUGUGCAUAUUUUGCAGAAGGAGCAUUUUCUCUCUUGCUACUGGAGCAUGGACAGCCCGGCCCUGAAGCACCAUGACCCCAGCCUCCCCUACCUGGACCAGUAUCGCAUCGACUGCCAGCAGUUCCGCGUCCUCUACCAUCUCCUGAGCCCUUGGGCGCAUUGUGCAAACAGGGACUCCCUCGCUCUGUGGACAUUCCGGUUGCUGGAUGAGAACCUAGAUGGGCUUAUAAACUUCAAAGAAUUUGCCUCUUCUCUGGGUACACUACUGAAUGCAUGCCAUAGGGUCAUGUGCUCCUCAGUCUUGGGCUGGGUUGAUUAUAUUUGCCAAUGGACUCGCUGUCCAUUUGGGGUUGCAAGAAUGGCAGUGGAAGCAGCCUCAGCUGGUUAUGUUUGGUAGUAUUUUUGCCAUUCUACCCACUAAAAUGCCAGUGAUUUUUUUAUUUUUUUUUGCAUUUAAAUGAGAUAGGCCUGUAUGAUUCUGGAUUUUUACCUUGUUUUAGUAUCACAACAGUUGUAGACUCUUUCCAUGACUUAGGCACUAUCUUGCCAGCCAGUACGCUGUUAAACAAUCUUUGCAUAUGGGGCAAUAAUAUCUCAGAUCAUUUUUUAUAGAAAUAUCUGGGUAUACCAUCCAUGCCUGGCGCUUUAUGUGGCUUAAAUUUCUUUAUUGCUUUAGUUAUAUCUUUCAGCUUUAUUGGUGCUACUAAGGACGGUUUUUGUUCAUCUGUAAUUUUCUCUGACCUUUUAGCUUCUAAGUAUUGUCAGCUUGAACCCCCGCAGGUUCAAGUUUUCCUUUGUAUAUAAUUUUUGUAAAAUGAUUUGAAUUUAUUUCUAUUCAAUUUGGAACCAAAUAUUUGUGACCCACUGUUCGUUUUUAGAGAGCUGGUUCUAUAUAUGCUAAUAAUCUUAGCAGGCUAUACUAUUUGUCCAUAAUGCCCAUUAUUGUCCACUUAAGAACCUGGGAAACUGCUGUAUCCUGAGCCAGACUCAUAAGCCCAUGUACCUCAGUACUGUCUGCACUGACUGGCAGCAGCUCUUCGGGGUCUCGGGCAGUGGCCAGUUCCCAGGGCUACCUGGAGAUGCGGGGAUUGAACCUUCUACAUGCAAAGCAGAUGCUUACCAUCAGUUUCAUUACACCCAGGCAGCAAGAGUUGGGGAUGAUGCUCCCCUGUACACCUGAGACUUCUGAAUAUGAAUAAUCUUUCUCUUUCCCCCACCCCACCAUCCUUCUCUGUUUGUUAGAUGUAAUGUAUCAUGGGAGCUUUACCCAAAAGCUGAAGCUGCUUUUCAAAUUGCACAUACCUCCAGGUGAGUCACUUUUGGGAGAUCAUGUAUUAGUUGUUCCAUUGCCUGCCUGGGAUUGUGAAAGAUCUCGCUUGCAUUUUCUGUGUUUAUUAAAUGCAAUUUUAUUAGCGUCAUUGCUUUCCUCCAAGGAGCUCAGAAUGGCAUACGUGGUUCCCCUUCUCUCUCAUUUUAUCCGCUCAGCAACCUUGCAAGGUAGGCUGAGAGACAGUGACAGGCCCAAGAUCAGCUAGUGAACUUCAUGGCUGAAUCUGGAUUUGAUUCUGGGUCCUGUCCCCUCCCCCCCGCCCCAGGUCCUAGCCUAUCACUACUGGCUACCAUGCUGUUUUAAUAUUUCAGUUAUUUUAUUGUUUUAUGUUUAUACCUUAUUAGCUGCUUUGACUAUUUUGUGUAGAAAAGUAGGUUGCUUUCAUUAAGAAAUUACCUCUCAGGGCUGUUGUGAAAAUGAGAGUGGCGGUGGGGGAGAUAUAUCCCUGAGCUUUUUCGAGGAAGAACAGGAUAACAAUUUUGCUGCUUACUAUAUGGUGGGGUGGCCUGAGGCAGGAACGAUCUUUUUCAGACGCAGUUCUCCAUCUGGGAAUAAUGGGCUGCAAGGAUAAACUAAACAAAAGUUUUGUGUGUGGAACGUCCUUUACAAAUGCGAAGUUCUAGUAACAGUGCUUCUCUGCUAUCCUCAAAAUUCUGUUUCCUUUUUUGCAGCUUUCACUGAAGUGGAAUCCCUAAGCCCUUCCAAAGGGACUCAGCUAUCUAAAGAAGAGUUGAUCCACUUUAGCCAAUUAAAUGGUAAGCCUCAAGCAUGCUCUGUUUAUAGAACCAGGCGGAGAUUAAUCCCCCCCCCCCAUUCCGCUGGGAAGAGGACCGGCAGCAGAACUCCAACUUGAAGUGCCAAGAAAUGAAUUUAAGGUUCCAACUUCUGAGAGGCAAAAGAAGCAGGAUGUUCAGGUCUGUAGUUUCAUAUAGAAGCUGCCUCCACAUUGAACCCUGCCAUUUAAAGGUACCGAAACCAGAAUUGACUGAAGUGAGACUGUUAGAGCUCCACCAGACUGCCUGAUAAACAUUUGUCAUGAACUACUUGUGCGGGACGCUGGUGGCGCUGUAGUCUAAACACAGAGCCUAGGGCUUGUCGAUCAGAAGGUUUGAAUCCCCACAACGGGGUGAGCUCCCGUUGCUCGGUCCCUGCUCCUGCCAACCUAGCAGUUCAAAAGCAAGUCAAAGUGCAAGUAGAUAAAUAGGUACCGCUCCGGCGGGAAGGUAAAUGACGUUUCCGUGCGCUGCUCUGGUUUGCCAGAAGCGGCUUAGUCAUGCUGGUCACAUCACCCGGAAGCUGUACGCCGGCUCGCUCGGCCAUUAAAGCGAGAUGAGCACCGCGACCCCAGAGUCGUCUGCGACUGGACCUAAUGGUCAGGGGUCCCUUUACCUUUACCUUACUUGUGCAAAGCUCACAGCGUGUUUAGACUUUGGGACCCUCCAGGUGUCCUUUUUUAAAAUCACGCGUUCAUUAUGAUUUGUGUUCAUGACAGUAUCAGGGUGGGUUUAUACGAUCCUGCUUCAAUACCAUUUAUUCUGUUUUAUCAGGACUUGUUAUAUCCUGUUCUCUCUCUCUCUCUCCUCGCUCCCUCUGUUCUUUUAAACAGAAUUGGGAGAAAGGGGUAAUUUAAAGUGGCAAGGGUGCUCCAUUUUUGCAAAAGUGGCUCAGAACCACUAAUAAACUUUACCUUUAAAAAAAAAAUGCAGCAAAUUGUAUUUGGUAAUAGCUAAACUAUUUGCAACCAUUUGCCUGUCCCAUUGAGGGAGGAAAUGAGAAUUUUUAAAGUGUGCAGCUCAUAUCUUUCUAAGCAAUAGACAGCUGAGGAUGUGAAACAGACACCAGAAAAAUAGAGUGGACUGCAACUGAGACCCCUUUUCUUUAGCUGCCUUUCAGAACUUAAAGGCAUUUGACGCAUCACAGCUGGGGGGGACAGACACUGUAGUUUUCCAGUGCUUCUCUUUUCUAUAAAAAUUUCAGGUUGUAAAAAAUUCAGACAUUACAGCCAAAGUUCAUUGGGCAGACUGUAUGCUUUCCACGCAGUAGGUCCCUGGUUCAAAUGCUGACAUCUCUUGUUAAAAAAGAUUUAAGUAGCACCUGCUGUGAAAUAUCUCUGGCUGAGGCUUUGAAGAACCCUGUCAACACAGGCAGUGCUGAGCUAGGUGGAUGAAUAAAACUUAUUCACACAUAACACUAAACCAUGGCUUGAGAAGGAGCUUGGAAGCUUCCACUUCAAUUUAAGUUAAGUGUAACAUCUGAACUCAAAACUGUAGUUCAUCUUAAGCCAGUGGUUUUCAACCAGUGUGCUUUAGCACCCUGGGGUGCCUUGAGGGAUGGUCAUGGGUUCCUCGGGCAACACUGGCCUCUGUCCCUCUUUCCUCCCCUCCCUCCUCUGAUCCCCUCUCGCAUCUCUGCCUCCCAAAGGCUUGCACGACUGUUUGUUGCAGCAGCCCUGGCUACAAGCUCCCCAGGCGAACGGUGCCUCUGGGGCUGGCCAGGGGGUGCUUCCUAGGCCCUGUGGGGCAGUGUGAGGAGGCACCUCUGUUUGGGGCAGAGGGGGCAGCUCAGAGACCAGGGGCGGCAGCAGCAGCUGCUCAGAGGACUCCCAAGGAGAGGGGAGAGGAGAGGAGGCUGAGGGAACCCUCCACAAGGGAGGGUGAGAGGCUGCAAGCUCUGCAGGCAAGGGGUGACAUCACUGGGCUCCUGAGCCCCACAGGGUGCCGCAGAAAGAAUGUACUUGGUCAAGGGAGCUGUAGACACAAAAAGGUUGAAAACCUCUGUCUUAACCUUGUGGUUUGUUGAAACAAGCCAGCUUCUUAAACUUUGGUUUGAUAUUUUCAGCAAACCAUUGUCAAAAUUAAGAAGAGAUUUAUUAUCAGGUUAGGAAAAAAUUGAAUAACAAUAAAUAAAAUAUUUAUGAAAAAAUACUGUAAUUAAAAGAUGGAAGCAAAAGUGGUCAUGUUGCAGGGAGGGGUGGGAAAGUUAUGAGCCCAGUGUUCAUUGCAGCUCUUUCUUGUAUGAUUUAGCAUUCUGUCCAAACCAACCCAUAAACUCUCUGGUUUGAGGCAGCUUCCUAUGUCCAUUUUUAUCUUCCUCUUCUAUCCUAGUUUCUUCUCCUGAGGACCGUGAAGGUGCUGAUGCUUUAAACAGGAGCCCAGAAAAAGGUUAGUGAACUUGAUUAAUAUCCAGAGAACUUGCGUCAAUCUAUACAUAUCAUGUAGGGAAGAUGCUGUUUUCUACUCUGUGCUGUAAUAUUUAAGUUAGGAUAAUAUAUAUAUUCAAGUUGGAAGGGUCCCAAGGAUCCUCUAGUCUAACCCCCUGCAAUGCAGGGAUCUCACCUAGAGCACACAUUAGAAAUUCAACCUCUGCUUUAAACCUCCAAGGAAGGAGAGUCCACAACCACCUUCCAAGGGAGUUUUGUCAGCUCUUACUGACAGAACGUUCUUCCUCCUGUUGAGUUAGAAUCUUCUCUCAACCGUUCCUCAUAAGAGUUGGUUUCCAGACCCUUGAUCUUGGGAGCAGCUAACAUGCUGCACUCCAGUUUUUGGAAACUCAGCUUCCAUUGCCCUCCAACCAGCAUGCUGUUGUGAAAUUUGAAUGCCCUCCUGAACCACCAAAUUCCUCUUCCAGAUGUUGCAGCUGACAAUAUAGAAAGCGUGUGAGAGCAGAGAAAUUGGGUUGUUUUAUUGAUCUAACUAGCCUUCUUCCUCUGAGUCCUGCCUGUCCUCUGGAGAUCUCAGGGUAGCAUGUAGGAUGGGGGCAGUCCAUAUGCUGCCCACCAAAGGUCAAGUUCUCCAGGUGGCAAAGGCAGCGAGGGUGGGGAAGUUCUGCUCCUCCCGGGGGGGGGGGGGAGACAGAAAUCCCACUGCUAUGUGGAAGACCAAAGUCUGUACAGUAGCAGCAAUCAGGCAGUGGUUCUCAACCUGUGGAUCCUCAGAUGUUGUUGGACUACAACUCCCAUCAUCCCUGAGCUCUGGCCUUGCUAGCUAAGGGUGAUGGGAGUUGUAGUUCAGCAACAUCUGGGGACCCAGAUGCUGAGAAUUCUAGGCACUCCAUGGGGUGAAGGGUAUUUUACCUGCAUGCAGAGGGUCCCAGGUUCAAUCCCUGUUAUUGCCAGGUGGGGCUGAGAGCAUCCCCUGCCUGAAUCCUGGAGACCGGCUACCAGUCGGUGUGGACAGUAUUGUCUGACUUUGUGGACAGUAUUGUCUGACAGUAAUCUGACUUUGAUAAGGCAGGUUCCUAUGUCCCAUUGAGUUCCAUUCCCCUAUUCACCUUUUUGCCUGUUGCAAAACAGCAUUUCAUAGCCACCGACCAUACUCAGUCUUCAUUGGGACACUUCUGUCUCUUCCCCACCCCAGUAUUUUUAACCUAAACAUUUUUAUUUUUGCACUUCUGUAAACCUUGGGUCUCCCUCGAAGCUGUUGGAUAACUGAGUGGUGCUGCUUUGGCUAUGUAAACGAUGGCACCCACAGAACUAUGUCCAUGCCAACAUGAUGUCCUCCAGAUAUCUUUGAACUGCAGCUCCCACCAUCCCUGGUGAUGGUUUUGGGAGUCCUCAUCCCUGCUGCAGAGCCCCAGUGUGAUCCGGCAAGAGCAACUACUCCAUGGAGACUGCUGUGGACAGAGUGAGGAUUUCACUAUUCAUUUGUGUCUUGUUGCCUUCCAAUUAGGUAAAGGAAAGGUUGACAUCCAGGCCUAUUUGAAGCAGUGGCAGGAUGAAUUGCUAAAAAAAGAAGAAAGCAUUAAGGAUUUGCCCCGCAUGGACCAGGUAAAACUCACCUACGGGAGAACUUAUCUGGGGUUUGGUUGGUUGGUGGGAGCAAACAAUGACCCCUGAGCCUGACACAUGCCAACAGGGUAACAGGUCAUUAAAAGAAAGAAGGAAUUAUAGAGUAGGAAGUGGUUUGGGGGUGGGGGCAUCUAGUCUAAUGCCUUUCUUGACUCAAGAAAGUUCAGGCAUCUCUGGCAGAAGGCUGCGCCCAGCCACUGCUCGAAGGUGUCCAGCCAUGGAAAGCCCAGUAUAGUUGUACUUCUCCCCCCUUGGCUACGCCCAUCUGUGUGUGUGCUUGUACAUACGUGUGUAGGUGGGGCUUUGGCAUGAAUCCUUGGAAUAUUAUUGGGUGGAUUCUCUACUCAUCUGGGAAGUGGAAUUCAUUGGGGCAUAUUUCUGGAUAAACGUGGAUUGUGCUGCUUGGCCAUUUCCCUGUUUUCAUAUAUCUGUACAGUGGUACCUCGGGUUAAGUACUUAAUUCGUUCCAAAGGUCCGUUCUUAACCUGAAACUGUUCUUAACCUGAAGCACCACUAUAGCUAAUGGGGCCUCCUGCUGCUGCCGGAGCACGAUUUCUGUUCUCAUCCUGAAGCAAAGUUCUUAACCUGAGGUAAUAUUUCUGGGUUAACAGAGUCUGUAACCUGAAGUGUGUGUAACCUGAAGCGUAUGUAACCCGAGGUACCACUGUAUUUCCUCUUAAUAGGGAAAAACACCCUAAUUUUCAUAUAUUGUCCUAGUCAAGGCGUUCCAAGCCUGUGGUAAAUGGACCACUAGUAGUCUGUGAGCUUUGUUCAUGCAGUCCACCUUAAAUAUCCGUAUCAAUUUUUAAUUGUACUUGUAUUGCUUCUUUUAAUCCAUCCUAUUUUAUUGUACAGUUGUACCUUGGUUCUCAAACGGAAUCCGUUCUGGAAGUCCCUUCGACUUCUGAAAACGUUUGAAAACCAAGGCACGGCUUCUGAUUGGCUGCAGGAGCUUCUUGUACUCAAGCGGAAGCCGCGUUGGGCGCAUAGCUGUCAAUGUUUCCCUUUUUUAAAAGGGAAAUUCCCUUAUUCCGAAUAGGAUUUCCCUUAAAAAAAGGAAAAAGUUGACAGCUAUGGUCGGGUGUUUGGCUUCCAAAAAAUAUUUGCAAACCGGAACACUCGCUUCCGGGUUUGUGGCGUUUGGUAGCCAAAACACUCGAGUCGCAAGGCAUUCGACAACCAAAGCAUGACUGUCCCUUUUAAAGUAAUCAGUUCAUUGUCAAACUGCCCUACUGUCAGGAAGCCUCUCCUCAUGUUCUGCAGAAAUCUACUAACCUGCAACUUUAGCCCUCGAUGUGUCCGCUAGAUCAGGAGAGAAAACACGUCCUCAUUGUGAAAGCCAUUCAGUUAUUGGCACUCUAUUUAUUUUACAGCUCCAUUUUAAAAGUAUUUUUUAUGUCAUGGCAAAAAAAUCUUUGCAAGGCAGUUUGCAAAAUAGAAACAUGAAAAAUGGUUUAAGUGUUUGUGCAAUAUGUACAAACAUAGAGACACUCGAACGCCCACAGAGACGCACAGUUAACUAAAACUGCAUUAGCAUAAUCUUCCGAAUCAAGUAAAAGCAUCAGUAGCUGGUAAAAGAAAAAAGUAACUGUAAAAUAUAAAACCAGCAGCAAUUUAAAGCAGCUUGAAACAUCUAGACCAGGGUGGUCCAACACUUGGCUCGAGGGCUGCAUGUGGUCCUUAAGGCCUUGUUUGGCAGCCAAACUUAGCUGAAUAUGGCUACACCUCUGGUACCUGCCAACCUGUCAGAUUGUGCUAGCAUGUCCCACUUAGAAGCACUCUUUGUAAAUAUGUUAAGAGGCUUUUAGAAAAAGAAACAGGAGGUUGUAAAAUAUGCCUUCUUAUUUCUCCCUUCUCCACCCACCCCAGUCCCAGUUCAUCCAGUUUUCAAAGACUUUGUAUAACUUGUUUCACGGAGACCCAGAAGAGGAGCUGCUCUAUCGCGCCAUUGCCACCGUCACCAGCCUCUUGCUGAAGAUGGAGGAGGUUGGCCGAAGACUCCAGAGCCCCACUUUGCCAGCCAAGAGCAUGGCCCCUUCCACCUCCAACUUGGGCGCAGAAGAUGCCCGGAAGCCCCCAGAGGCUCAGCCUACCCCACAGAUUGAAAGAGGUGGACCUCAGAGCCCACGCAGACCUGACGAAUGGUCGUUUGCCUUUGAGCAGCUGCUGGCGUCUUUACUAAAUGAACCUGCUUUGGUGAGAUUUUUCGAGAAGCCAGUAGAUGUCUCAGCCAAGUUGGAAAAUGCUAAAGUUUCUCAGUUGAAAGCGAAGGCCAGAGUAUAGCACCUGCCUGACGCUCCGCACAGAGGCACUUGGAAGGACGGAGGGCUGUUUGUGAGCUCAGCAUCUUGAGUUUGUCAGGAGUUGGGGGGGGGGGGUUAAAGAUUCAGCUCAAUUCCCCUCUACGCCAUAGGCAGGGUUGUUUGUGUUUUUGCAAAGUUAAAAUAAGCAUAGCUUGAAGGACAAUUUGCACCUAAAUUUUGCAUUUUUAGUACACCUGGGAGACUUAAACCACAUCAGCCAACACAAGCCAACUUGGAAGGGAAUAGAAAGCUGGUCUGUCAGGGGCAAAGCUGGGGGUGGUUCGUGGUUGUUGUUUUCCCAAACCACCGUUUCGUGUUAAUAGUUCUCACGCUGAAUGUAAUGUCUGCCACUUUUGCUGCAGAGUGGUGUUAUCCUUUACCUAUUCUGUUGUAACUGUUGGUUGGAUUUCCAAAGAAUUGCUUCUUAAGCUCUGAAUGUAGAAUUUGUUUCCUGCUUUGGGAGAGAUAUUUUUUGAUGGUCAGUUGAGCGUGGCUGUUUAAAAGGGGGGGGGGGAGCUGUGUUGUUUCUGUGAAUGGGACCAAGUGCUGCUUUUGAUCAUUACUGUUGUUGUUGUUUUUUAAAAAGUGGCUAGUUGAUACAAUCUCGGGGAGCUUCCAAACCCAGUUCACCUCCCCACUGUUUUAAUUUCUGGCCCUAGACCCUUUUACUUGUGGGAGGUCCUGUGGUUCCCUGACCAUGCUUACCCUAGAUUAGCCCAGUUCACAGCGGCAUGGAGACUACAUUGCGAUGGCGGCUUCCUUCCCAAAUCCACUCUGGUAAAGGGAAGAUGUCAUGGCUUCUUUCCAUUUCAGCAUCAUCUAGUGAAGGUGGCGCUAGAAUAGACAUGAACUGCAGCCUGGUGUCUUCACUCAGGUGCCCCCAGGAAGAACGAAGGAGACUUGCUCCUGUGGAUUUGGCUUUAGAUCGGGGGCGUUUAACAUUUUAGUUUAUCUUUUUACUCAGGGGCCACAUUCACCCUUGGACAGUGCUCCAGGGGCCAAAUCCCACUGCGUAGCCCAAAGUGUAGGCACCCCACAGUCUAAAAUGUUCACACACACAGCCUCUCCUUCAUGUUGAUCAGUUGAGGGUGGGGUGGGGGUUACUGUCCACUCAACAAAUGAUGUGUCUCAUGACCAAGAAUUGGGUGAUUUGCGUCCACAUCAGGGUGCUGGACCGUAUGGAGGGGUUUAAACAUCUCUGCCCACCCUGGCUAACAUGUCUGCAGUGUGUAUUUCUUUUUGCUGCCGCUGCCCAAACUGGUGUGGUCUUGGCGUGGGGAGUGGGGGGGGGGUGCAUUGCUUGGGACGGAGGUUGCAUCAGGUCCCUGGGGCUGCAGCCUUCCUUUAAAUCAUCUGCUUCCUUUUUGAGGUAGAAAUAAGGCCAGCAUAAAGCAGUUUUGUAAUACAGAUUGCAUGAUACUUGAAGGAUUAUUGUGAAGUUAAGGUGAACACUGUUGUGGAGAACUGUUCCCUGCUGGUGUCUUGUAUAUCUCUGUAGGCUUUUAGGACUAAGCCAGUUUCUAGUACCUGUUUAAUUGAAACACACAUGCGCGUGCGCACACAUGGGGCUUAUGGUCUCUUUCUUCACUUGUCUCUCUUUUGUUGACAUUGCUGAUGUCAUAAUGGUCAUAGGAAGCACUAAAAUUUCAACAAGCCCCUUCCUCCCAAAUAAUCUCCAGUGUCCCUGCAGGGUCUUUCUCAGCCAAAUGGAGCUAGCUGAUGCUAGAAGAGGAAAUGGCAGUUCCAAUUCAGAACUAUGUUCAUAGUGCAGUUUGAGUGAUGAGAAAGCCUGGCGAAUCCAUAACUCUCCAUGGCUCAGGUGAACCAAUUUCUUUUGAUUUUCAAAGCAUGUCAUCCAAUAGAUCUGUUUACAAAUUGUAAGGAAAUUAUCUUCCAGAACCUUGUAGGUACAAUCUUUUAUAUGCAGAAUGACCAGCAUACAUACUAUAUGUACUAAUCAGAUUUUGAGUACCAGUGACAGAGGUACUGUGUUUAGGGUUCUUUCUCUCUGUGUGUUUGUGUCUCCCCUCAGGUCUUUUUUUUAAAAAAGCAUUUGAAAUGUGCAGACUUCUUAUCUAACCAAACAGCCUCUGGUGAUAUGUGCAAAGUAGAUAUUUGCUAGCAAUGGGCAUAUUUGCUCAAGACAAGGAAGAAUGAGCUUUCCAGCUCUGAAGGAAAAAGCUUUAACAACUGGCAAGGCAGAGGAGGAGAAAUCAGUCCACUUACUCUUAGCCUCUUUGGACCUUUCUAUCUGCAUCCCCGACAAGGCUUAAUCUUAAUUAUGAGUAUUUUGAAACAGAUCCAAAGUUUUCCGCUAAAAGAACCUUCGGUCUAAAUUAUAUGCAAAUAAACCAGCACUGUGGAAGGCGUAUGUUGCCUUCUAAAAGGGACUGAUUUCUGUUUGUCUCUGUUGCCCAGGGAGGUGGGCCUUUAGAUCGCAACCCACACACCUUGCCAACAAAUGCAGCUUGGAUAUUGGGAGCAGAUGAUUCUUUACAAACUUGUUUUCCACGCUUACGUGUCUUUUCCCCUUAUCUCUUUCCCAUUCUUUAAGGAUGGAAUCUUGAGUUCUCUUCCACAUGACAAAACAGAAAGAUCCAUUUUCUUAAUAUUAUUCUGGAUUUAUUUUUCCAAACAGUUGCUCAGUUCAAUAUGGGCAAUAUGUUAAACCGUGCAGCCUGAUUCCUCCCCACACCCCUUUCAAAAUACUCCAUUUUUAAGUUCCUACAGGAAACUCUUAUUUACCGAAAUCCAGUUGUUUUCCUCUUGGCUGCCUGAAAUGAAACCUUCAGUCGAUGUUUUCCAGGAAGCAACAGAAGUCCUGACCUGGGAAUUAAACAGGACCUCACAGCUGUUGUUUACCAGGCAGUAUUAUACCUAUGCAUAUCUAUUUCAGCUUUAUGCAUGCAAGCUGGGAAAUGACAUUUUUGAAUGCUUCUCCUUGUGAAAGACUCCUUAUUAAUGUGAAGCUUAGCAGGGAAAAAAAUUAAAAAGCUUCACUCUGAUGCAUUAGUUUUCUGCUUGCAGGUUUUCCUUUUUUUUUCUCUAAAAACAGAAAGUGGGAGAACUUGCAGAAAUGAUAUCACCCUGUUGCCAUCUUAAGUGAGGAAGUCUCUUCUACUGCCACAGUCUGUUUUAUGCACCUAGCCUUGGAGAGGAUGUUUCUAACAUAGGGACUCCAGUCCCUUUACUCUGGUAAAAAAACAAGUAUUUUAGCUUUGUGUUGGAUGGGAUUGCUGUAGUCUCUCCUUCACCACAUAAAAAGAAGUUUAUUAAGACAGAACUUUAAAGCAAGGGCUCUGAAUGGGCAAGUUGGGAUCAACACCUUCCAUGAAAAGCAUUUUUCUUUUCUUUUAAACCUACUCUAGGGAUUGAAUUCCUUGGCAGUAGUUUUGAUCGAAGUCUACUAUCCAUUUCUUAGUGUGCUUAGAUGGUGGAACGCCACUGGGUCUGGGUUUCAUGUUUGUGCCAUGCUGUUGUUGUUUUUUUCCAGUGGUACUUGCUGCAAUCCAAAUAUCUGAAUAUCUUCCUGAGAGUCGCCUCUGCAGUUACCAGAGCAUGCAUGCAUUCUCUCUUUCUCGAUCACACACAGGUGCUCUAGGCAUUCUAUGCAGCUGAAAUAUAGAACAUUUGUAGCUGAGGAGCAGUAGAACAGAGCAAUGAAGCUUUAGAUCCAUGGUGGCUAAGUUGCAAAAUAAUGAGGUCAUUUGGCACAUAACACUAGGGGUGAUGGGAUGCAUAGAGGGUUAGAUUAUCAGCUGCCAUUAACUGUUCAGAGCAGGUUACUGAGCAAAUACCUGUCAAAGUGAAGACUUCUCACACUAUUGCAAACUCCAGCAGUUUUCGGGGGUGGGGGGAUUCUACCUGUUGCGCAGGUAGAAAAGUCUGGUGGGCAGAGAGCCUUUUUAGUAAGAUCUGAUUGCACAGGGACUUCACUAAAGCGUGGGGGUAGUAUCAGGUGACUUCACUGUAGGUCACCUGAUCAGAGAUAAAUUUUCACUAACAACUGCAAUGAUUGUUCAUUGCUGUAGUGUGUAGCCAUGCUGUUGCCUCACAAGUUGUAACUUUUAUAAUACAGUUUGCCAAAGAUGCAGCUGUAAUUUCUUAGGGAGAACAACAACAACAAAAAGAUGUAUUUAUCUGCCUUCUUCAAAGUUCCUCAUCUUAAUGGCUGUCUAACAAACAACUUAUGGAGAGAAAUAUUGAAAUAAGCUUACAAAAAAGUACGCGUGUAAUUGUCUUUAAGAAUAAAUUUCUAAAUAAGAUGAAUAUGGUAUGUUUUCCAGAGGAACUGGAUUAUUUUAUCCUUUUUGCUACCAAGGAAAUAAAAUAUGUUUAUGUGCUGGCUUUUUGUAUUUUGAUGACCAUGUUCUGUACACAGCAAAUUCACUGUAUCUUUAAUGAGAGGAGAUGAAUAAAUGAUCAUUUCAUGGAAGCAGGGCAGGUGGAAACCUGACUCACAAUAUGCCUCUGACUGUCCAUGGUUAAAAUGUUGAUGGUAGGAUUUUCCACUGUGUUUUCUUGGGGAGGGGGCAGAGGGGAGAUGUUCAGAGUAGACCCU